GUCGCCCCACCCCCUCCCCACACUCCGGACUGGGAGUGCAGUUGGCGGCGCCAUGGCGCAUGCGCACAGUGUGUGUGGGAGGCAGCCCUGAGCAGCGAGCAGACCGGGCAGCAGCAGCAGCCGGGAGUACAGCGAGCUCCGCUGGACCUGCAGUGAGUACCGGCCCGUAUGGUCAGCAUUCCUUCCCCGGCCAGCCGCACUGUACCAGGGGGGGGUGUAUGGUGUGUGGUACCAGGGAUGCAGCUCCACCCACUCCCGUUAUCCUGCUCCCCUCCGCCCUGCUGCUCUAUAUCCCCUUCAUCACCGAGAGCCAGAGCACGCAGGGUUAAUCACUGAGAGCCAGAGCACGCAGGGUUAAUCACUGAGAGCCAGAGCACGCAGGGUUAAUCAGUGAGAGCCAGAGCACGCAGGGUUAAUCAGUGAGAGCCAGAGCACGCAGGGUUAAUCAGUGAGAGCCAGAGCACGCAGGGUUAAUCAGUGAGAGCCAGAGCACGCAGGGUUAAUCACUGAGAGCCAGAGCACGCAGGGUUAAUCACUGAGAGCCAGAGCACGCAGGGUUAAUCACUGAGAGCCAGAGCACGCAGGGUUAAUCACUGAGAGCCAGAGCACGCAGGGUUAAUCACUGAGAGCCAGAGCACGCAGGGUUAAUCACUGAGAGCCAGAGCACGCAGGGUUAAUCACCGAGAGCCAGAGCACGCAGGGUUAAUCACUGAGAGCCAGAGAAUGCAGGGUUAAUCAGUGAGAGCCAGAGCAUGCAGGGUUAAUCAGUGAGAGCCAGAGCACGCAGGGUUAAUCAGUGAGAGCCAGAGCACGCAGGGUUAAUCAGUGAGAGCCAGAGCACGCAGGGUUAAUCGCUGAGAGCCAGAGCACGCAGGGUUAAUCAGUGAGAGCCAGAGCACGCAGGGUUAAUCGCUGAGAGCCAGAGCACGCAGGGUUAAUCAGUGAGAGCCAGAGCACGCAGGGUUAAUCAGUGAGAGCCAGAGCACGCAGGGUUAAUCAGUGAGAAGUCGCUGAGAGCCAGAGGGUUAAUCAGUGAGAGCCAGCACCAGGGUUAAUCACUGAGAGCCAGAGCACGCAGGGUUAAUCACUGAGAGCCAGAGCACGAGGUUAAUCGCACUGAGAGCCAGAGCACGCAGGGUUAAUCAGUGAGAGCCAGAGCACGCAGGGGUUAAUCACUAGAGCGAGACGAGGGUUAAUCACCAUUGAGCACGCAGGGUUAAUCACUGAGAGCCAGAGCACGCAGGGUUAAUCGCGAGCACGCAGGGUUAAUCACCGGAGAGCCAGAGCACGCAGGGUUAAUCACCGAGAGCCAGAGCACGAGGGUCAAUCACCGAGAGCCAGAGCACCCAGGGUUAAUCACCGAGAGCCAGAGCAACGCAGGGUUAAUCAACGGUGAGCCAGAGCACCCAGGGUUAAUCACCGAGCCAGAGCACGCGAGGGUUAAUCAACGGCGAGCCAGAGCACGCAGGGUUAAUCGCUGAGAGCCAGAGCACGCAGGGUUAAUCACCGAGAGCCAGAGCACGCAGGGUUAAUCACCGAGAGCCAGAGCACGCAGGGUUAAUCACCGAGAGCCAGAGCACGCAGGGUUAAUCGCUGAGAGCCAGAGCACGCUGAGAGCCAGAGCACGCAGGGUUAAUCGCUGAGAGCCAGAGCACGCAGGGUUAAUCGCUGAGAGCCAGAGCACGCAGGGUUAAUCACUAAGAGCCAGAGCACGCAGGGUUAAUCGCUGAGAGCCAGGGCAGGCAGGGUUAAUCGCUGAGAGCCAGGGCACGCAGGGUUAAUCGCUGAGAGCCAGAGCACGCAGGGUUAAUCACUAAGAGCCAGAGCACGCAGGGUUAAUUACUGAGAGCCAGGGCAGGCAGGGUUAAUCACUGAGAGCCAGGGCAGGCAGGGUUAAUCGCUGAGGCCAGAGCACGCAGGGUUAAUCGCUGAGAGCCAGAGCACGCAGGGUUAAUCGCUGAGAGCCAGGGCACGCAGGGUUAAUCGCUGAGAGCCAGAGCACGCAGGUUAAUCGGUGAGAGCCAGGGCACGCGGGGUUAAUCGGUGAGAGCCAGGGCACGCGGGGUUAAUCGGUGAGAGCCAGGGCACGCGGGGUUAAUCGGUGAGAGCCAGGGCACGCGGGGUUAAUCAGUGAGAGCGGUUAGUGAGGGCCAGGGCAUGCAGGGGUUAAAUAGUGAGGGCCAGGGCAUGCAGGGGUUAAAUAGUGAGAGCCAGGGCAUGCAGGGUUAAAUAGUGAGAGCCAGGACCCGUAGGGGUUAAUUACUGGGUACCAGUGGCUGCAGGUUAAUUACUAUGUACUAUUACGUGCAGGGUUAAUUACUGAGUGGCAGCUGAAGGGUUUGCUACUUAAGUGGGGCUGAUAUUGGCAUGAAUGGCUCCUUCCGCAGAUAUCCUUUAGGUUCUAUGGUGCCAGUAAUAUAAAUUACUCUACCAGUGCUUGUAGGGUUAAUUGCUAUGCAUGUAUGCUUUAAAGCUUUACUUAUUCUUAUGGGUUAAUAUCUAUCCAAUUGUUAGUGCCUAUAGGAAAAAUAUCUGUGUAUCAAAACUUAGAAUUUCUAGUACUAAAUGGUCAAUUUCUAUUGUAUUAUUUACUAUGUACAAGCUCUCUAAAUGGUUCCUUAACCUCAAAUUUGUUGUAUAUCAAUGCCUGCAUUUAAAAAAAAAAAAAAAAGCUAAAAACAUUUAAAUACAUAUUGGUUUGUGAGUGUUCAUGUUCUCCCAGCAUUUUGUUGUAUAUAAAUAUUUAAUAAACUGUGAUUGCAGAUAUUACGUUUGCCCAUCCAUGAUGGGUAAAUUUUACUACAGUCUGUUACUGGGUAUCUAUCUCCCUAACAGGUUAACUACUUGGUAUCAAUCCCCUUAAUGGGUUAAUUUUGCUAGUCAUUUACUGGCUUCUAUUGACAGUGGGAUAAUGUUUCUACUGUCAAUGGUUAGCUGUGUAUCAAUGCCAAAUUAUCCAUAAUCCCUCAGGCUUUUUGUGUAAAAUUCAUGCAGGUUUGCUCUUUAUUGAGGUGGUAGUGUAAUGCUGCUCUGAGUGUUUAUUAGAAAGACAUGCUCCUGGGUAACACUGACCUUCCAGGACAUAUUUUGCUUAAGUAAAAUGAGUGAUCUCACCAUGUGCAGCAAUUCCGUGGCAACAUGCAAAAUGUGGAAAUGUGAGUAGAGAUCCUACAAGUUUCCAUGACGAUUGCUCCUCUUUCUGCACUUUAUUCUAGAAUCGAGCUGUAUCCAUGGUCCAUGAUCUGUGUAAUUAUUGUGCAUUCCAGCAGACCUGUUACACAGUGCUGUAUCUCUGUGCUGCAAGCCCUCAUCCAGGCUAUUGUGGUUUUUCUUAUCUCCUUUUCUCACUAACCACAUGCCACCAAUUAAAUCACUGGGAGUUCUAUAUAUCACAACCUCCCCCCAACAACUUCAUGAAUCAUCUGUUUCCAAACAUUAAUUUUCAUAAUGAGCUCAUGUUUAUCUCCCCUUAACCUUUACAGUGCCUCUUCCUUUCUCUGUGGGAUGGAUUACUCCAGGCCGUCUCCUAUGUUAAUAUUUUUAAUGUUUGUGUUAUUUUAUACAACUCCUGAAAAGCUGUUGGCAAACACUUUGCGCAUAAAAGGGUUAACCUGUUUAACUAUUUCCCAUGUAAACAGUUUAUAAAUGUGCUGACAGUCUAUCAUAUUGUUGUUCUGUCAUCAUGGCUGGCUUUUUUUUUUUACCCUUCCAUGACAAGUGGUUGGCCAAAACUCAGUACAGUAUAUCAUGAUGGACUUGAUCACAAAAGUGUUAGUCCUUGGAUCUGGGCUGUUUACAUGCCUGUUAUAAUACUUUACAACGUAUUUUCGCUGUCAUAUAUCUCUAUUUGUAUGGUAUUUGACAGCUUCAUUGUUUUGAACCAGCUUGGACAAUGAUGGCUUUUAACAUUUGCAACUCAAGCCUUUGUGCAUCACUAACUUUUUUUUUUUUAGGUCUGUUUGACUUUUUCAUGUGUAUAUUCAGAGUAUAGAACUUUAGACUUCCAGUUGCUGGACUAUAUUUUUCAACUAUCAUACAAAUGUGUCACAGACACAACUAAAGGGAACCCUUUCCCCUGGAUUCCACUGAAUUGGCUGUGAUGAUGUAGUUGUUCAGUUUCUCUGAGAAGCUGAACCAGAAAUGAACAGGUAUCUAACCUGGAUCCCAUUUAGAGAGCACCAAGAAAAGCCUCAGAUCAAGAUAUUAUUCCAUAGUGCUACAGGUAAGAUGAGGCUGGAGCAGAAUGUAAGAGCCAAAAUUCUGACAGGUCUUUUGUCAAAGUGCUCAUCAGCAUAUUUUGGACAUCACACCACAGCCCCCUUGUUUUCUUCAGUGUCCUGCUAAAAAAUAAAGCUAACCUAUUAAAUUUGUUAUAUUGAGGCAUUUUUCUGGCGCUUCCAAUAUUGGAUCUGGUUAUAUUUGUUAUCAAGCUAGCCUUUUUAUUGUGAAACCCGUGUGUGGUGUUGUUUUUACUGUGCUUCUUGUUAAGGCAAAGCUAAAAUACUUCUACUUUCUUGAAAUCUGUGCUUUUAUUAUGCCCAGGCCCACCACAACAUUCUUGAUUUUAUUUCUACAUCUAUACCAUGGUUAGAUAUUUGACGGUUAGAUAUUUGACCGUUAACUAUAAGCUGGAGACCUGUAGUGAGCAAACAGGCAUUCAGAAUCUGCAGUUCAAUUUAAAGGGACACUGUAGUCACCAGAACCACUACGGGUUAAUGUAAUCCUCAGUUCUAUAGCCUGUCUCUGCAGGCUUUUCAAUAUAAAUGCUUCCUUUUCAGAGAAAAGGCAAUGUUUACAUUGGUGCCUAGUAAUGCCUCCCAGUGACAGCUACUCAGAUGCCACUAGAGGUGCUUCCUUGUCCAACGCUGCAGCACUGGCAUUCAGCUUAACAUUCCCCAUAAAGAUGCAUUGACUCAAUGCAUUUCCAAGAGGAAAUGCCGGUUGGUCAGCACUGCAUUUUGCAAUGCAUGCACAGUAGCCUCAAAGCAUUGGAUUGGCUAAUAUUAUCAAGAUUGAUCUCAGCCAUAGAGGCGGGACCAACCGCAGCAAGACUGUCAUGGCGUGGAUGAAAAGAUGAGUAAAAGCACUUAUUUUCUGAUAUCUGAGGGGGCCGGUCACCUUAACAGCCCAUUCAGGGCAGUAGUAUCAGGAAUACUUGUUUUUAUCCCUGACACUAAAGUGUUCCUUUAAUACCUCCUGUAGGAUUGCUAAAGUCCAACUACUGGUCCGGUUUCUGGUUGGGAUAUUACCUAUUGUUUACUUUUCUUCCCUCUUUGACACUGGACCACGUUGUUUCUGUAUCGUACCAUGCGUAACUUUAUACUCUGUGCCAUUGUUCUUUCUUAGUUCUCAUCUUACCCCCUACUGGGCUUUUUUUUUUUUUUCCAGACACUUCCUCCUGCUUGCUACCUCCUUCUGUUUGUGUAUCAUAAAUAUUUAAGUUUAUUAUUUUAACUUUUUUUUUUUGGUAAUUUGAUAACUUUCUUUUGGAUUCCAGUACCUCCUAUUCUAAUGACUAAGAUAAUGACUUCUUCCUCUGAUCUCACCACUCUCAUUAGUAUAUGAGCAAAACCCAUAUGAAGGUUUAUAAAGUGUUGUAAACAGGAAAGUAGAAAUGUGUGUGUGUGUGUGUGUGUGUAUGUAUGUGUGUGUAUAUAUAUAUAUAUAUAUUUUUUUUUUUAUUAUUUUUUUAUUGUGCUUGCCUCAUACUUUUUUUGAUAAUUGUAAAACCAAUAAAAAAAACCUCUCAAGUACAGGGUAUGACAAGUGAGAAUUGUCAGGAAUUUCAAGUAAAUUUAAAAUUUAAUUCCAAAAUGGACAAUUUUAAGCAUAACUGUUUUGGCCUUAAAUUUGAAAUUCACUUAAAAUUCUGUUGGAAUGCCUGACAAUUCUUACUUGGGAUAGAAGUAUCUCUUCACUCCACUGAGCGCUAAUACUCUGUGCUACCAUCGAUGUUUUGCAACAUGUUCAUUUCCAUUGUUAUUUUUAAAUGUUUUUUGUUUUUUGACUCUGCACAUGCAAUUCUUCUCUAAAUAUUGCUGCCGAUUUUUUUACUUGCAUUGACAAAUUUAUAGCACAUGAACAACUGCAACGGUUGUAUCUCCUGUUUUUUCCACUGUGAAAGACUUCCAUUAGUCUCAAAUGUGCUUCUUCUUAAAGGACCACUAUAGUGCCAGGAAAACAUACUUGUUUUCCUGGCUCUAUAGGGUCCUUUGGUCCCCCUCCCGCCGGGCUCUAGGGUGAGGAAGGGGUUAAAUUCCUACCUUUUUUCCAGCACCGGGCUCCCUCGGCACUGUGGAAUCUCCUCCUUCUUCUAGCGUCAUCAGCUGAAUGCGCAUGCGCGGCAAGAGCCGCGUGCGCAUUCGGCCAGUCUUAUAGGAAAGCAUUCUCAAUGCUUUCCUAUGGAUGCUGGCGUCUUCUCACUGUGAAAUUACACAGUGAGAAGCGCGGAUGCGCCUCUAGCGGCUGUCAAUGAGACAGCCACUAGAGAGGCUGGAUUAACCCAUUUGUAAACAUAGCAGUUUCUCUGAUUACCAAAAAAAAAAAGAAGUUCUCUGAAACUGCUAUGUUUACAGCAGGCAGGGUUAAUCCUAGAUGGACCUGGCACCCAGACCACUUCCUUAAGCUGAAGUGGUCUGGGUGCCUAUAGUGGUUCUAAUAUUACAUUGAAUGCUCCCAGCAUGCCAUUCCUAUGAUGUCCCUAUUUCACUGAUUAUGUUAGCUUCCUGCAUCUUUAUUCAAUAUAAAGUCUUUGCCCUCGCCUAUAAAGUACUCCACCCUUCUACCCCAAAUAAGAUAUCCUUUGUCCAUCGUGAACAAUUUUAAUCUAUCAAUCAAACCUGGUAUGGAUUUUUGAUACCCCUCAGUUCACAUCCACCCAUUUAACUAUUGUUUUCAGUAGUUUACCCAUGGCUGCCAUAUUCUUAUUUUCUCACUGGCCUUAUCAGGCAUUGUUUUAGUUUCCAAACUUAAAAAUCCACUAAGCUAGUGGAAUCUGCCAAAGUACUACGGAGUAAUUUCUCUCCCUGACAUGGUCUUCUACUGUCCCACACAAAAUAAAUAUGGAAAGAUAUUCACAGCUUUCCUAAUGAAAUGUAAUGUUUGCUGGUAGUCUGGUGGGGAUUAUUGACUCCCUCAUAUCACAAUUUGACAAGAAAACAGAUUCUCAUCAGUGUAACUUUGCUAUAUUCAACCAUAUAUUAAAGUGGACAUUUAAACUUUGGACACCUGAAGUUACUUAAGCUUGACUAAAGACCCAGGUGUCAAAAUGUUGGCAGCUUCAUUUCUCUUCAUAGAAAACGGUGUAAAAGAACACAGAGAAUGGACAAAAGCUUGCCCUUUGGUUUCUUCCCAUCUAAAUCCCAAACAAGUAUAAUGUCACUGGUUUCAAGUUACACAACCUGUUCUCCCACUGUCUAUCAUAGAACUGCUACUGUGUACGUCAUACUUUAUUUUAUUUUUUUUGGUGCAUGAAUGCAUUUUUUUUUUUUUUUAUACAUUUUCUUUUGCGUAACUUGACUCCACUGCAAACUUAUUUGAACAGAAACCCUAUCACAUCUUGUUGCUGUUUACUUGCAUCCAUUUUUAUGUACGUGUAUGUUUUUACUUACAUACAUAUUUAAGAAGACUGUCCUUCCCUGACCCUCUUAAUGUUAUUCCACAUCUUCCUUGAUUUACAUUAAGUGACACAGAAUUCUGGGAAACAUAGUAAAUCAAGGGACAUUGGUUGAUACCACUGUGUAUAUAUCUUUGGUAUUGCUUAUUAUUUCCAUAGCCCAAGGCUAAUAUAAGAGGAACUUUUUUUUUUGUGAGGAAAAUAUUUGUUUAUCAGAAACUUACUUUUAGUAAUUCUGCAUUUUUCAUCUUGUGCUGUAUAAAAUGACUUUUCAGCAUAUGCUGUGCUUUUCUCAUGGUUUUGAAAGCAGCGAAUUUGGAGAAGUUUUUUAUUUUAUUUUUACUUUGUAUGAGGACUGAGCUAUUUGUCCUUUACAUAUUUACUCUGCAAGCUGGGAUAAUGUCUCUGCCUUGGAGAACAGAUGGUGGGAGGUUGGUCACACUCAAUACCAUUCAUCCUUUUGCAUUUUUGUAUUCUCUAAAGAAUCCUUUGUUUAAAGGUUUAAUUGGGGGAGGGGGGGGCUUAUGGCCCCCUAUUUGUGGAAUAACUGAUGUAUGCCUGUGCACUGUGCACCCAUUUUUAAUGAAGUGGCCCUAUCCCUGCUUUUGAGGAUACAGUGUGCACAGGUCCCUUGAAAUACUGAUUUUUGAGACUUUUAUUGCGUGAUUUCAAGCUUAUGUGUAUCUUUGUUUAAGUGAAUGUGGCUUGUUCUUCUUGUGUAAAACCUAAUGUAUGCAAUAAUAUCUGUAAUUGUUUUUAACUAUAAUUAUGUAAUAAAAUUGCUAGGUUCAUGUUCAAUGAGAAAUGUGUAAAUAUUGAAGUUCUUUCAUGUUCACAAUUUAACUAUGCAUGUCCACACAAGAAAACCCCUUUUGCUUGCUUUAUUUAGUUCUUUAUUGAAAAUUCUUAUCUUUAGCAAACAAAGAUUGAAAAGCAGGAAAACAUAUAGGAACUGACUACUACAUGGGUUAAGUAGAACUAAUAUUUUUUGAGUGUGUAAACAGGGCUGCAAGCUUGUUUGAGCAGGGUUCUCCUCAACCUGUAAUGGUCUUAUUUUAUUGUUAAAUUUCCCUAUUUUUAUUACAUUGUGAAGCUCUGCGAAAUAACUUUAUAAAUGGUGAUGAUAUUGAUGAUGAUAAUGGGUUGAGUUGUUAAAUUUGGAAUUAAGAAAGAAAUAGUUUAAUAUUUCCAAAAAAGAGAGCAAAUUAAGCCUGAUUUAGGGUAAAUAUUAUUUUGCUUGCAACUUGGCUUCUUAGUAACGGUUUGUAAAAUUUAGAUUUUGAGAGCAGUUUCUAUUGGAGUAAUCGGUUUCUGGCUAGGUCAGCAAGUGGAUCCAAUUUGAAUGUGUAAUAUUUUCCCCAGAACUCAUUGAAGUCUUCUUUCUUUGGAGACUCUGAUUGCUAUCACUGAUAUAUUCUAGCAUGUGUGUGGGAAUACACCAUUUGCUUCUUUGAAAGUUCUUGUAUGAUGUCCGAUGAGAUUUUGGAGCAAGUGAACAAAUGAUCACUAGACUCAUCUUGCUCAAAAAACUACCAUAGCCAUUUAAUGGGAUAAAUGCCUGUUACAGCAGCUGUAAAUGUUUGACAGCUGCCGUAAAAUGGAAGGUUUAGCAAUUGAUAUACUUAUUAAGCAUCCAGAACCCAUGAAAAUUAUAAACCUAUUUUGUCUUUGGCUUAUAUUUUUAAACAAAAUUUACAUUAAAUGCUUUUUAAUAUAAUUUUAUUUUAAUAUUGUAAUGUGACUUAUCUUUAAAGCAGAUGUUUAACAAAUCAUACUGGCAAUUCAAUUUGUUGUUUUGUGUGUUUUCCUUCUCUUUUUUCCCCCCCUCCUCCUUUUUCUCUAUUUUCCUCAAAUUGUCCCUAAACAAUUUAAAAUAGAACCCAUUGAUUGUAGGCUCUCUAGAGCUAUGUAAUGGUCAUGUUGCUUUGAGUGCCUUUUUUAAUUCUGAUCUAAAAACACCGGGAAUCCUCGUCUAAAUGUAUUGAGUCAAUUGUCCUGCUUUGAAGAAAACUUUUUGUUUAGUCUAGUGGACUUUGAAUUCUGUAUAGCUACCGUGUUUCCCCGAAAAUACACCCUACCCCGAAAAUAAGCCCUAGCUGAAUUUUCAGGGUGGGCUGCAAUAUAAGCCCUACCCCGAAAAUAAGACCUAGGCAUUGUACCUUUCGGCCCGGCGGGACUUCCUUCUUCUAUGAGGAGGAGGAGGAGCGUUGCAGGCUGCGGCAUCGCGCAACGUGAUGACGACGUGCGCAGCGUCGUCAGUCUGCCUUCACGGAUCUUCAGCGGAAGGAUCCAUUUCCGGGCGGUGAGGCACCCAGUGGUCGGACUCGGCGGGCAAGGAAGGCAUCUUUGAAAUGUGAGUAGAUAUUUUAUGUCUGGGACUGAAUUAAUUAAAGGAGGCGGUGAAUUAAUUAAAGGGGGGGCUGGAUUAAUUAGAGGGGGGUGGAUUUAUUAAAGGGGGGUUGGAUUAAUUAAACGGGGGGUGGAUUUAUUAGAGGGGGUGGAUUUAUUAAAGGAGGGGUGGAUUUAUUAGAGUGGGUGGAUUAAUUAGAGGGGGGUGGAUUAAUUAGAGGGGGGUGGAUUAAUUAAAGGAGGGGUGGAUUAAUUAAAGGAGGGGUGGAUUAAUUAAAGGAGGGGUGGAUUAAUUAAAGGAGGGUGGAUUAAUUAGAGGGGGCUGGAUUUAUUGGGGGGGUGGAUUUAUUGGGGGGGUGGAUUAAUUAAAGGAGGGUGGAUUAAUUAAAGAGGGGUGGAUUAAUUAGAGGGGGUGGAUUUAUUAAAGGGGGGUGGAUUAAUUAAAGGGGGGGUUCAAUGUACAUACCGGUACCAUAAAUAAAUAAGCCCUACCCUGAAAAUAAGCCCUAGUGUGUUUUUUGGCACUAAAAUUAAUAUAAGACCCGGUCUUAUUUUCGGAGAAACACGGUAUGUUCUUUUUUUAAUAGAGCUCUAUCUUUUCUCUCUGCUUCUAACGACUGCAGUACCAUGACAUUCACAAAUAUGUUAAAGGAAGUUAAGGCAGAUUUAAACUGCUCAAUUUGACAUCACAAAACAAAAAGUACCAAAGGCUAUGGUACUUUCAGUGAAACUUGGAGGCACAAUUUUACAUAUCCAUUUGUUAUUGGUGUGUUUUUUGUUAACGAGGGAAUGUAAUGUCACACACAGUACCUCCCUCCUCCCCCCAUUAUGCUUAAACUGUGUUUAAGAUUUAAAUCAAAGGAUAAGUGUGAUACACGUUACAAGAACAAGAAAAUAUGUAAUAUAAAAGAAGGGGAUUUUAAGUGUGUCUCGUUUUUUUUUUAAGUGUGUCUCUGUCCCAUUUGUGUUGUUACCAUAUGGCACCAGAUGUAAAGUAACUACAGCAAUUAAAUCCCAUAAGGCUCAGUGAUGGCUUGUGCCAUCUAAACAAUUCCUUAAAUACCUUAUUUUGGGGUUGACACAUUUUUCACUCACUGCAACACUUAUGAAACACCACUUCAGACAUCCAAAGGUGUUGAGUUUAUUCCUUAACAGGUGACUCCUGUGAUUAUUUCACUGGAUCUUUUAUAGAUGGUUUUUAUUGAAUUACAAUUUACCAAUGAAAUCACUGCAAGCAGUGAGAUGUAUGUCAGGUAAGGCACCAUUUUUUAUUUUUUUAUACCCAUUCAAACAUCAGGUUCUCUUCAUGUUCAACCCUAUGUUAAAUCCUUCUGAGGUCAAUAAUAUUGGACAUUUGAGUUGGGCAAUAUAAUUUAAAUCUUGGGAAUUGCUUGGAACUCAGAGAGAAAAUUAAAUGUUUAAAGCGACACUAUAGUCACCAGAACAACUACAGCGUAUUGAAUUUGUUCUGGUGAGUAGAAUAAUUACCUUCAGGCUUUUUGCUGCAAACACUUUCUUUUCAGAGAAAAUGUAGUGUUUACAUUACAGCCUAGUGAUAACUUCACUGGCCACUCCUUAGAACACUAGAAGAACACUAUGGGGUGGGGGUGGGUGGUGUGAAGAACACUAUGGGGGUGGGGUGGAAGUAGGUGGUGAAGAACACUAUGGGAUGGGGGUGGAAAAACACACUAUGGGAUGGAGGGUGGUGAAGAACACUAUGGAUGGGGUGGUGGGUGAAGAACACUAUGGGAUGGAAGGGAUGGUGGUGGUGUGAAGAACACUAUGGGAUGGUGGUAGUGGUGAAGAACACUAUGGAUGGUGGUGUGGAACACUAUGGGAUGGGGUGGUGGUGGUGUGAAGAACACUCAUGGGAUGGGGUGGUGGUGGUGUGAAGAACACUAUGGGAUGGGUGGUGGUGGUGGUGAAGAACACUAUGGGAUGGGGGGUGGUGGUGGUGUGAAGAACACUAUGGGAUGGGGGUGGUGGUGGUGUGAAGAACACUAUAUGGGGGGUGGUGGUGGGUGUGGAUAUGGGAUGGGGGUGGUGGUGGUGUGAAGAACACUAUGGGAUGGGGGUGGUGGUGGUGGUGGUGUGAAGAACACUGGGAUGGGGGUGGUGGUGGUGGUGGUGAAGAACACUAUGGGAUGGUGUGGUGGUAAAGAACACUGGGAUGGAACACUAUGGGAUGGGGGUGGUGGUGUGAAGAACACUAUGGGAUGGGGUGGUGGUGGUGUGGGGGAUGGGAUGGUGGGGUGGUGGUGGUGUGAAGAACACUAUGGGAUGGGGGUGGUGGUGGUGUGAAGAACACUAUGGGAUGGGGGUGGUGGUGUGAAGAGGUGGUGGUGGUGGUGUGAAGAACACUAUGGGAUGGGGUGGUGGUGGUGUGAAGAACACUAUGGGAUGGGGGUGGUGGUGGUGUGAAGAACACUAUGGGAUGGGGGGUGGUGGUGGUGUGAAGAACACUAUGGGAUGGUGGUGGUGUGUGAAGAACACUAUGGGAUGGGGGUGGUGGUGGUGUGAAGAACACUAUGGGAUGGGGGGUGGUGGUGGUGAAGAAACACUAUGGGAUGGGGUGGUGGUGGUGUGAAGAACUACUGGAUGGGGGGGGUGGUGGUGGUGUGAAGAACACUAUGGGAUGGGGGGGGUGGUGGUGGUGUGAAGAACACUAUGGGAUGGGGGGGGUGGUGGUGGUGUGAAGAACACUAUGGGGUGGGGGGUGUGAAGAACACUAUGGGGAGGGGGCACUAAGAUAGAUAAGGGGUGGGGAGGAGGAGAAUUCCUACCGCAUAUAUUUUCACACACACACUCUAUCCACUACACACAUUGCAUUCACUACAAACACACACACAACACUGCAUUUACUAACCAAAAGCUGUCACUGCAUAAUAUUCUUGAAAACAUAAAAAUCUGACUGGCAUGUAUAUUUUGUGCAUUUACCACUUAACCCCUUAAGGAUACAUGACCUGUGUGACAUGUCAUGAUUCCCUUUUAUUCCAGAAGUUUGGUCCUUAAGGGGUUAAAAAAAAAAAUUGCAAAAAAAAAAUACGGUAAAUGUACAGAAUGUCGGUAAGCUAUUGGCCUGAAAGUUCACAGAUUAUCGGUAUCGGCUCUAAAAAAAAUCAAUAUCGGUCGAUCCCUAUCUUUAACACCACAGAUUUAAAGGGACACUGUAGGUACUAUAAUUAAAUGAGCUUACAUUAUUAGUUAUAGUGUCUGGAGUCCCCUGGCAGUGUCUCUCCAUUCAGUGUUAAACCGUUUCAGACAGUUUAACACAAAGUUAGGGUCUCUGGCUUCCCAUAGCCCUGCCUCUACUGGAGGUGUGGCUAAGGCAGAGAUAACGCACUUCCUUGUAGCCAUACCGAUACAUACCUGCAAUGGCACUGUGAUAGGCUGAAUGCAGUCAGCUGAUACUCUGACCAUAACAACCACCCAUUGCAACAGGUUAACACUUACUCAUUAGUCCAAGCAGAGGAGAUGGGCUGCAAGUGACUUAAACAUAACACACAUUUCAAUUCUGAAUGGGAGGACCGCAUCAGGGGACUCCAUUGCUAUAACCACUUCAAGCAGAUGAAGCAGUUACGGUGCCUACAGUGUCUGUCUUUUAUUGGAAGUUUUUUCUGCAGUUUUGUGCAUUAGGUAAACCAAGACAGAUCAUGUGGCAGAUCUCUUUACUCUUCUUUGUUAGCACAGAUAGCUGUGCCUGGCGGCAGGAGAAUAUUUAAACAGAAAAGUGCGUAAGAGGAGACUAUUUAACGUCCAAGAGAGACAGUUUGUGUCAGUGGGGCACCCAGAUUCCCUAGAUUUGUUAAGCCAUUUAUAUAAUAGCUCCAAGUCCCCAGUCAUUUCUGCAAUAGAUUAACAUGUACACUAUGUCUAUAUCUGAACUUUGAUGCCAUGAAUACCAACCAUUGUACCCCAGACAUUUCUGAACUAUGGGUACAUUAAAGGAGAGUGUUGUUGUGAAAAAUGGUGUAGUGCUCUACAAGCGGUGAUGGUAACUACCUCCCGCAACCCCUCGCCAAGCAAAAACACAGGGUGGCUAGCCAAGGUUUAUGAGACAUCUUGUAAUUUGGCAACUGUUGGGUGUCUGGUAUUGGGCAUCCCCUAAAGCUUUUUCAGUCCAUUAGUGCCUGUCUGUCCUUAAACUACACAACAGCUGAAAAAUGUAAUACCCCAAAAAUCAUAGGAAAAAAAAAAAAAAUCACACAGGCAGAGAAUGUGAUCACAUUACUGUUUUCCUAACUAAUCAUUUUACAUUCAGGUGAAAAUGCCUUGACCCUCAACCUGCCCCCAACCUUUGCUGUAAUGCAAGGAGUUUAAACAUGAAUAAAGUGUAAUUAAUACUCUGUCAUUAAGCUUACACUUUAAAGAUAACUAUUAGAUACUUUAUUAUAAAUAAAGCAAUAAAAUAUAUAUUUUUUUAAUAUUAGAUAUUAAACUUAUGCAUCUCGGUGGCAGCAGAAGAGCCAGACAUUGGGUACCCAGACUUUUCUCUGAAGAAAGGCUUGACACAGAAAAUAAUGGGGUAGACAGCACCCAACACAUCCUGUAACCACUACAAUAAAACAUAGUGGUGCAUAUGGUGCCUUUAAAGUGUAUAGUGUUCCACUGUGUUUAAUUGAGACAAUCACUCGUACCCUCUCCUUUGUUGCCUCUGGUCUCAAUAAACCUCAGGAAAAAUAUAUUUUCAUUAUUGGUUACAAAAGUGUGAAUUGCAAAGAAUUGAAAAUGAAUAACAAGUUAUAGGUGAAAACUGAAGUGGAAAAUUUUGCCACUGCGGUUUUUAGUUCACAAAUUUUGGCCUUAAAAUGUAACUUCAUUGUGAAUUCCUGACAAUUCACACUUCAGAGAAUAACCAUGCACACCUGCACUGUGAAAUAGAAACUAUGUGCCUGCUUUUGAAGUGAAAGGCUUUACCUUCCUGUUAAAACUGUGACCUGCUAAAUGUGGUGACUAAGUGUUAACUGUGGGCGUUCUACGUUCAACUGUUGAAUUUCUGCCCUGUGUAUAUGUGACUUUUAAGGACACUAUUAAACAUCUGCUGUUAUAGUAAAUGUUUAUAGCUUGCUGUUUAGACUUGACUUUCCAUUGUUUGAGGUUUUAGAAUACAGGGCUUCCCGAUAAUCUUCUCCACCCCAAUAAAAGUUAGGGUUCUGCGUAGAUGUAACAUGCACAUUUUAAUAUACUUUUUAUAUUACACUUCGUCUGUCCUGGGUUUGCCCCAGUGCAGUAUACUUCUGAACAUCAAAUUGAGCAAAUUAGUUCUCAUUCAAAAAAUGGGUAAUUGCAAUGAGUUGAAAAAUGUAAGCUCAAGUGAGCUAAUUGAUGAUGCUAAUUAAAGAUGCACUGUAAUUGGAAUUAAGUUGUUGUGGUGCCAGGAGGUCCCUGCUGCUGGCUUACAUUUAGGGGGUUAAAAAGUUCUGAGAUUCUUGGCUGUCCGAGGGUUCCUCUUUCAAGAAUCUCAGGAAAGACGAAGGACAGGGGCAAAGCUAAAUGGUGCUCGAUUCAAGACUUUGUAGUCAAACUGUUCAUAAACAGUGCCCUCAAAUGUGGCUUUCAUUUCACCCCAAUUCCCUAUAUUGCGAAUAAACCCAGUGAAGGUGAUGCAUUACAACAGUUAAUUGUAUAUAUUGUGGAAUCUAUAAACAGAUUCUGUUAAAAUUCUCAAAACAUUAUUCAAGUGUAUGGAAUUAUUUUUUUUUUUUUUUUUUUCUAAAUUGGGAGCCAAAUCAACUCGUCCCUCAUGACAAUCUACUUGUUGUGGCACAAAAUAAUUUUAAUUUCAAAUAUUAGGGACCCCUGCCUGCUGAGAGCCCUGUACAUUGAGAAAGUUAUUUGAUUAAACUUGAAAUUUUCAUAAAUUAAAGGGUUACUCCGCCCCUGUUAAAAACAAAUUGAUUUACAUACAGACUCCUGUCACCAUGACCACUUCAAAUCACUGAAGUGGUUGCUGUAACCCUUUUUGUUUUUUUAAGAACUAAAUAUUUAUGGGAAUAACUGUUCCCUUAAAAGUUUAAAAGCGAUUAUUUACCUUGUUUCCUGCUCGAACACCUCUGCUGCUGCUGCCCUUUCCUAGUUUGAAGACGUUGGCAUGCCUGCUGAUAUUUUCCAUGAUCUGCUCCAAUCUAAUACUUCAUUGUGAUGGAUUGGAAUUAGGCAUACUGCACUUCUCAAAUCAAAUGCUGCUAUACGCAUCAUUUGAUUCCAUGAAUGGGUUUCACUCUGUUCUGGAGGGAGGUGCCUUUAGUGGUGGUACGGAAGACGUCCACUACAGGUGUAUCUAUCACUGAAAUGUUUAGUUAAAAUGACAGUAUCACUGCUCACAGAUCACUUCAGUGAGAUGAAGUGGUCUGGGUGACUUUAGUGUCCCUUUAAAUCUGAAUGGAAAAACAGAGCAAAAUAUAGCUGAUCUGGAUAUAGUUUCUAACUCUGCUAUAAACAAGAAUGAAGACCACUCACAAAAGUAAAGUGGAACUAAAUAACUUUUAGGUUUGAGGGGUGCCCUUGAGGGCACGAUAAUACUAGACGAUACUGAUUUUUCAUCAGACGUAGGGGUGCCCUCGAAGCCACGUAGGAAUACUUCUGCCUCUCUGGACCCUUUUUGAUAAUUUGUAUCUACAGAUACUUUUGUUUCUCCAUAUCAACUUUACUCCCGAACUUGACACAUGCUCGGCAGCUACAUGGUUAACAUACUGACUCUGGAAAUAUAAGGACUUUUUUGACGAUCUAGUAGAUAUGUUAUUUACAAAUUUUUUUUUUAAUUUUUUUUUUUUUACUAAUUAUGGUAUCUUGCUUACUAUUUUAAUAUACAAAUAAACGUAAAGUUUGUUUGUUUGUUUUUUCAUCUAUUUUGUGCUCUACUAAUGUGUUGCUUUUUUUUUUUUUCUUCAUGAGUUAUGUUGGAACUUUAUUUAGUUCUCACUUUACUUUUGUGAGUGGUCUUCAUUCUUGUUUAUUUAAAUUAUAGGGGUUACCCCCAGUCAUUUAGCAACUUGACACUUUCUUCUUUAUAAAAUUGUAUUUUUUACUAACUCUGCUAUAGUCACAACAUGGCUUUUUUUUUUUAAUUUUUUUUUUGUCAUUUGGAUUUAUUGUGAAAAACGUGGGUGUGUGUGUGUGUGUGUGUGUGUGUGCGCACGCGCGUGCACCGGCUGUAUGAGGGAGCAAUUGCUAAAGUCUGCACCCACUAGAAGUGCAGACCUCGCGCUCCUUGCCCUGGCGACAGUCCCAUCCCCCAGAGCAGAGCCAAAAAAAAAAAAAACGCCGUCUGGAGCCUGGAACUGCUUGUCCUGAGCAUCAUGCAACUUUUUUUUUAAAUAACACUGCAACCUUUAAAACAACUCUGAUUUCAAAUUGGGUUAUGCUGCAAAAUGUAAUUAUGAUUUGGAUUUGGCCUUGGAUUUUCUGCACCUGGCUAAACUUGUCAAAGCUGUGUUGUCAGUCUAAAUUCCAGAAAGUUCUCUAUUCACAUGUAUAUUUUUAUUUUAAGCAAAGUGAUGUAGAUUUACUUUGCACGGUGGUAUGGGGGUGGGAGAAUGGCAAUAAGAGCUAUAAUGCAUAUUCUGUAUAUGUAUACCCCCAGCUCCUGUCAGAUUUGGCAGAUAAUGAAGAUCCUCUACUGCGGUCUUAUGACUGGCUGAAGUGGGGAGCUUGGUGAAUGCUGGUUACCCGGACAUUGCACCGGGUGACCUUUGGAAUGUAGGCUGCCUGCAGUUUUCCACCCCAGAUUUUGGCGUAAAACGUAUAUUCUGAAUUUUUUUUUUUUUUCUGGGAAAUGUAUAUAAAGAAGGAUUGUUAUCAUACAGCGUUAUUCAUAAAAGUGUAAAUUUAGUUAAAGGGAUUCUCCAGUACCAGGAAAAUAAACCUGUUACCCUGGCACUAGAAAAUCCUGGAGUGCCCCCCUCCCAUUCGCCCCCCCAUCCCAUGUCGCUGAAGGGGUUAGAACCCCUAUAGCCGCUUACCUGAAUCCAGCACCGAUGUCACUCUGUGCUGGGUCAAGCUCCGCCCAUGCUCCUCCCCCACCUGUCGGCGUGGGGGGACCUAAUGCGCAUGUGCGGUAAUUGCCAUGCGAGCGUUUGACCUCCCGAUAGGAAAGCAUUACUCAAUCCUUUCCUAUUGUGAAAAUCUGACGCUGGAGGUCCGUGAGGAUGUCCAGCGUCCGAUAACAGACCAAAAGUCUGUGACGAAUCUGGAAACACCCCCAGUGGCUGUCUGUUAGAAAACUGCAGUGUUUUACAUUGCAGCAAUAAGUGCAAAAGGGACAAAGCACCCAGACCACUUCAAUUAGCUGAAGUGGGCUGAGUGCCUACAGUGUCCGUUUUUAAUGUGAAUUUCAUGUUAUUGAUUCAGUUCAAACGAAUAAUGCCGCAUUAACACAUUUUCUUGUCUGCAGAUGCACAUUACAAAUUCUGAGAAAUGACCACAUCAGGGGGAUGAGUACCUGAUCAAAGCAUCCUCUGAUGAAGUCUUUAAUCCCAGGAAUUAAAAAAAAAAAAAAGUUAAAGAAUAACCCAUAUCAGUAUAUUUCUAACCAAAUGCAGAAAUUACAUCAGGACAUGAGAAGUGACUGAUAGGUUACACAUACCUGCUUCAGCAUUUAUCAACUAUUGAUUCAAUAUCAUAUUAUUACCCUCUUUCCGUGGUUUCUCUGGCUGUUGUAGAAGCCAGUCUAGCAGAAAUAUUUAGUUUAUAGGCAAUUGCAAUCUUGAACUAUUUUGUUUAUUCUAUGUAACCAUAAAAUUCCUCACACUGUAUGUGUUUUCUUCGAACAAGUGGAUUUGUAAAUAGAUGACAUAAAUACUGUAAAAGAAAUGUAAAAUCUUUUCAUUGGCAUUUAAACAAAGAAAAAAUGAAUUUACUUUGGCAUACACUUUUAUUUGAACGCUAGAUUUUGAAACCUUAGUUUGCCAUUAAACAGAUAUUGGGGGAAAAGUGGCUUUGUAUGGUGAGUUAUUGUGUUAAAGGGACACUCCAGACCCACUGAGUCCAAGCACUUUAGCUUGCUGAAUAGCUUUUUUUUUUUUUUUUUGGAAAUGUUGAGAUUUUAAUAGAAAUUUACACUUUAUUUUAUAUUAUACUGGUUACCCAUCCCAGGCUUUUUCAAGCAGACAUGUCCUGUUACUUCCUGGUUUGGUUAGUAUAUUUGCACUAAACUGAAGAGACCGUAAUUGCCCAGAGCACCCAUAGACAUAGAAUACAUAGACGCUGCAUGUCUAUGGCAUUGCGUGCUGAGCGUCAAGGAAUGCAGGCGCCAUCUUGGACCAGUCGCCGCUCUACUGAAGCUUUCAAAGAUCCAUUGGAAAGUCCAUCUCACAAAAGGUAAGUGAAGGACUUGGGGCAAUUAUAGUCCUUAAUACCCCUACCCCAGCACACUAUGUGUAUUAACACUGUGUGGGUAGGGGUAUUAAGGACUGUGUGCUGGUGUAGGGGUAUGGGAAUUAACACUGUAGGGCUAGGGGUAAUAAGGACUAUAAGUGCCCCAAGUCCUUCACUUACCUUUUGUGAGAUGGACUUUCCAAGGUCUCUUUAAUAGCUUCAGUAGAGCGGCGACCGGUCCAAGAUGGCGCCCGCAUUCCUCGCCGCUCAGCACGCAAUGCGGCGUCUAGGUAUUCUAGGUCUAUGAGAGCGCCUGCCUUGCAAAGACUUCUCAUUGAGCUUAAUUGGACAGCCACAGGAAGACUGGGCUUGGUUAAAGGAGUAUGGAUUGUAAAGAAGCAGACAAGAGAACUGCAGGUUUUGCAAGCUGUUUUUAGAUAUAACUCCAGUGGAAAAAAAUGCAUAAUUAAAGUUUUUUUAAAUUUGUGGUGUAUCUACUAAGCAGUGAAUAUUUUGUAUGUAGGCAGCGGAUUGUCCCUUGUAGAUCUCGUGCUACAGUUUAUAGCGCAAUUUGUUUCUGCUGCAUCAAAUAUAACAUAUUUUCAAAACGUUUAUAUCAGGCAUUUGCCAACCAUUCAUUGAUGUUUUUCUUUUACAUAAUUAAAUUUCCUUUUUUUUUUUAAUUUUACUUAUACAAAUGCUUCUAUUUCAAGCAGUAUGCACAAACAUGUCCCUUAUAACUUGUAUGUAAUGCAUGACUGAUUCUGUCUCUGUACGAGGGGUUAACUUUCCAUGCUGUUUGCAGCAGCAGUGAUGCCGCAUGGCCAAGUGUUCAUCUGAUAAGCGUAAUCCCAGUGCCAUGUGAACCAUUUCAUGACCUUAUAUGGUAACUGCCACAGACAAACCGUUUCUAUUGGAAGUGUUCAUUGUCACCACGGUUACCUUGUGCUUCUCUUCUGAUCAGAAGUUAAUUUUACUGCAUUUGUGGCUGUGUUUCUAUGCUUAGAAGUGUGUGUGUGCGUGAGCAUAUUUAUUUUGUAGCGUAUUAUGUUGUUGUAAAACUGCUAAUAAAUGGCACAUUAAUGUGAACAGAAAUGAGGAACUAUAACUGUAUCUGUCCUAGAAAAAGAAUGGCAUUGUGUUUGGGGGGGGAGGGGGAAAGAAAGAUGCUAAAUACAUAGAUGGAUACAAAGAGUUAGGGUGAGAGGUAUCUGUUAAAUCAGGAAAUAGUUUAGCAACAUACCCCUACAGCUCAUAAUCAGAAUCAUUCUAGUUAACUUUAUAAUGCUUGUUUUAUUGUUUAGUCUGCACAUCGUGUUACUGGUGCCAGAAAAUGUUACUCCAACUAUCCUAGCUACUACAGCCUGUUGUAGCUGACCACUCCCAGCCAAUGAAUGAACGUCCUGUGCAUAGAAGUAAGCACUGAAUUCACUUUAGCUAUCACAGAACCCUUGUUCCAGGCUGGCUAGUGAUCUCCCAAUCGUGCUGAUGGAGGGGGAGUUACACUUUCAGCAGUAAGAAGGUUAAACUCCAUAUGCACAGCGUUUCAUAGUGAAAUGCAGGCACCAUGACCACUCCAAAUCACCUGAAGUUUAGUUCUGAAUAUUUACUGUCCGGAGCCCAAUGUUUAGCAUGAGGCUGUACUUUUGACACAAACUGUCUAGCUCGUUUGAGUAGAACACAUAGCUACAGUACCCGUAAAUGAUACCUUCUAUCAAUUAGUAAAGAGUUGAAAACCAAAAUCACAAAAUUACAUGUGCAUUUGAUCUGUUUGUUUGCUCCUAAGUUUUCACGAAAAAUGUUUGGUGAUUGUCCUCAACUACCUCAAUUGAGAAAUUGACUCAUUGUGACACAGAAUGCCCCUGACCUAUUUAAAAUGUUAUAUUUCUCUUUUCUUUUUAUAUUUUCUCCUUCCAGGUUUGUAGAACUCAUGGUAGAAGAGGAAACACUUUAAAGAAUUUAUCCAGGCAGUUGGAGCAGAAAGGUAAAUCCUAGAAUUCUAUUUUAUUUCUUAUUAAUUUUUUUAUUUUUAUUAUUUUUUUACACAAAUAGAUGCUCAAGACACUGCCAAAACUUACUGGGUAAAGUGUUUAAAUGUGAAUGUGUCCUGUGUGUUGUACCCUGAUUGUGUACUGCAUAUUUUCAGAGAGAGUUUUUUUUAAUUUUUUAUGAGGAAAUAUCUAAGAAACACCCUUCCCUAAGCCCAGAUAGAUGCAGAGACAUGGGGAAAGAAAAUAAAACAAAAUUCAACUGUUCUGUAUGCUUCAGCUUCUUACAAAAACUAGGGAUGCAGCGAAAUUUUGGCUGCAGAAAUUUCCUGGUGAAAAUGGGCCAAUCCUGGACAAAAACGGGUCAAAUUUGCUUUAAAAAAUAAAAUAAAAUGAUUAUAUAUUGGGGGGGAGAAAAGAACACUAUGGGACAGGGGAGUGGGGGGAAAGAACACUAAAAAAGAGGGAGGGGGUUGAACAUUGAGCAAGGGGACCACUAAAAGAGAAGGGAAGUUUUUCAUAUUAAAUUAAUUAAAUUCAUUAAAAAGUCUUAAUUUUUAGGAAUUUUUUUUUUUUUUUUAAAUCAUUUGGGGGGAAAGUCAUUUUCAGUUUUUGGCCAAGGGCAUCCUGAAAUUUCGGUCUCUGCCCAGAAUUUUUAUUUCGGUGCAUCCCUAACAAAACCUUAGUGUUAAUGCUGAUUAUAAGCCUGCAAAACUUGUUUUAGUAUACCUGGCAAACUUGGUUAUGAAAGUAUUUCAUUUGUAUAGGAAUGCUGAGUCAGUCUGUAAUAUAAUCACCAGGGUUUCUAGGACCCAACCACACAGGGUUAACUUUUAAAAAUCCUGCUUUUAUAUCAUUCUUAAAAAGAAUGUAAGAUUUCCUACGUCCAACAAGAAAACUGUUUAGAAACCUGUAAAUAAUAAACUUCCCAUGUGUUCAUUGUUAUGUCCACUAUUAAAUAGAUAAUGAAAUGCAUGCCCCAUUAUGAUGUCUCGUAUGUGACAGUCUGUUAAUCUUUUGCAAGCAUACUUUUUUUUUAUUAUUAUUAUUAUUAUUAUAAUAAAGUGGAACAUUAUAUCCUGAACAAUGCCUAUGUAAUAUUACCACACAUUAAAUAAUAUAUUGCGCAACGCUUUUCCUUUUUCUUAAAUGAGAUUGGAUUAUUUUUUUCUCCUUUGAAUGCGAUACUAGAUAUUAUUUGAUGCAGAAAUAUAGAAUUACAAAGAACCAUUGUACUUGCUGCUAAGUGACUUAUUUGUCAAUUUAGGUUUCGUCUUUCCUUAAAAAAAAAAAUUUUUUUAAAAUCCCAAGGACCCCUGGAUGGAUUUUUAUCUGCCUAUUUACGUCUACCUAUAAACUGGAACGGUCUUUAGAAUGCUCUAUGAUUUCUCUAUCCGUUUAAAUCUGAUUAAAGCAAUAUAUUUGGUAAAUGUAAUAUUUGAAUCACUCAUAUGUAACUUUCACCUGUUUUUCUUUCUAUGCGGCACCUCUGCACUAUAUUUAUAUAAAAUGAUACCUCUAUUUCAAGAAUAUUGUCAUUAUCACAUUAAUUAUUUUAAAGUCCUUAACCUUAUGUUGGAAUAAGGUACUUCUGUAGAGAAGAUGUUCCAAGUCCACUACAUUUGUCCUCCGUUACAUUACCAAGGUAGUUCAUAUAUUUAUUUUUUUGUCACUUUUAAAAAUCUGGAUCUAGUUAGAACAUUAAAGGGUUUUGAUAAAUGCAUCAAUGGUGUGUAUAGAAUACAGACUAUUGUAAUCCAGAAAAAAAAGUUCCACUUUUUUUUUUUUUUUUCUUCCCUCUUCCAUUUAGACGCCACUGUAGUUGACGAUUUCAUUCAGCUGUAAUUUGCCUCUUUGCUAUUCAUAUAUUUAGAAUUUGUUCCAGGAAACUCAGCAGUCACCGUUUCUCAACAAAUUCCUUCUACAAAGCCACCAGGACCACAACUGCAGCUGUAUAUUAUGGGGACAGAAGUGAAUUAUUAAUAUUCUAAAAAGGAAAGAAAUAGUUGAAAGAAAAAAGAUCAAGCGCAUUUAAUUAUGUCAAUAAAAAUAUUAUCAAAUAACCAAUUAGUUACUACCACACUUGUGUGGACUGUUUCCAAAACACCACACCUUAUAACAAUCGUAGCAUAAGUGAAAGUGUAGAGCUAACAUUUUAAAAAAUAUGUACUCACUCAAUCUGUAGAUCAGAAUUAUUUAAUCUGUUACACCAUGGUAUCAAACAAUAUUAAUUCAUACUCUAUGUAUGUGGGUCUCAACAGUUGUGUAACUUGGUAGCCCACUCACAUUUUAUAGACUUUGAAACUGGCUCUGAUUUUGAAAUUCUGGUGCCGAUUUGCUACCUAUUCAUUGUGCCAGUUCUUUAUGAUGAAUGAUCUAGAAUAUAUAAAACAAUACUUGGCAGUAUCUGCAAAAUAUUAUUGAAAAAAUAUAGGUAUACAGGUAUUCCUAAUGGUAAUUGGUUAUUAAACCUUAAUUAUGUUUUGGCUGUUAAUGUGACUUUUAGACUUGGUUCUAGUUUCAAACAUAUAUGGUGUCCAUUUGGGGUGGCACCUUUCCCCCUUUUUUCAAAAACCAUAUGAGAAAUAGGAAAUUCAGUGUAAUUAUGUAAAGUACCUGUAGCGGUGCUCCCUGUACCCCGGCUCUGGAACCUCUGCCAAGGAUCGCUUCCUAUCUGGAGCCGGGGAAAACCUCAGCGCUUCUGCCCAGUGUCUGUGGCUUGACUGGGGUCCUCCUGGAGCCUCUCCAUCCUGGAACAGGGUACUAGCUCGAUUUCCUCUCAGGGACUGGACAACACUCAGUCUUGGGAGCUAUAGUCUUUACAGGGACUUUCUCUGCUGAAUCCUCCACGAGCAGGAACAAGAUGCUGAGCAGUGAAUAAGCACUUUCCUCUGGGAGUACAACUGAUUUUAGUGAGCAAAACUUUGCCUUUUAUGGACAGACCCCAGCAGGGGCCUCUAAACAAUACAAUACAAUACAAGCCCCUUCCAGGUGUCUCUGUGCCUGGGAGAUAAUAGUUAAAGACUGGUAAGUUAAUUAUCUCACAGGAACAGAGAGCCCUACACAAAAACAUAAAAGUACCCUGUAACGGAUCACCCGGCACUCGGACUGAGUACCUCCGUUGACUGAUGCUCCUAGUGCUUCCCGAGGGCUCCAAGCACUCCACUUGACACCAUAAGUACUGCAGACCUCCUGAACCGCCGCAGCUUGGUUGGGGUCUCACCGUCUCCUACCCACUCUGGACCUACGACAAGCCUCCAGGUUCCAGUGGGUGAACCUCUUUCCCCAGAGAGUGAAGCAGGGACAAGCUCUUAGAAGAGCUUGGUGAUUAUUCAAGGGAGUAUGAAGAGCAUAGCAAUCCCUUGUAGCAGAUUCCCCCAAUAAGAGACAGGACUCUAAAUUGAGGGUGAAGUAGAACUGGUUUAAUGAGCACAAAGGCAUUUCUUAUAUACAGUUUUCCCCACAAGGUUACCACCCACGUGGACCUUGUGGAGCACAGGAGACCGUCUCAACAGCCAAUCAGCACAGUAUUGUUAGACACUCCCAGCUAAUGUACAUAAACCCUCCCCUCUGCCUGUGAUACAGGGUGGUCGGCUGUUCGGUUUGUUCUGUAAAAUCCAUUUACCAAACCACAUAGAGAAAAAGGCACGAACAAGCCUUUUUACAGUCUUGUACCACAGUUUUAGCCAUAGUCACAGGGUAGGAGGCUGAUAAUCAGGCCCCUCCAAAAGUCAGUGGCGAAGGGCAGUUCGUCACAUACCCCAAACCAUUAUAAAAACAUAUAAUAACCCCACAUGUCCUACAUCACCAAACAGCCCUGAUCUGAGCGCCCAAGUUGUCCAAAUAGCGAUCGGAUCCAUGCAGUAUAUGGGAAACGCCACCAGGGGACUCUGACUGACUGGCCGCACAUGUGGUUCUAUGACCAAAAUGGUGCCAGAGCAAUGUGUGCUUUUGCCGGUCAACUUUCGGGAGUUUCUGUGGCCAAAAUACGGGGUGGUUCACAUUGCUCUCAGGGAGCGUUUUUUCUUCUUAGUCUCAGGCAUCUUCCCUCUAAAAAGUGCUCUCCUGGUGGGUCUCUAAGCAGUUCAAAGUACUGGACCAAAUUCCCCGGAAACCUUAAAGGACCUCUAUAGGCACCCAGAACACUUCAGCUUAAUGAAGUGGUCUGGAUGCCAGAUCCAUCUAGGAUUAACCCUGCAGCUGUAAACAUAGCAGUUUUUUUUAGAGAAACUGUUUACAUGUGGGUUAAUCCAGCUGAUUUUCACAGUGAGAAGACGCCAGCGUCCAUAGGAAAGCAUUGAGAAGGCUUUCCUGUGGACUGGCUGAAUGCGCGCGUGGUGCUUGCGCAUUCAGCCGGUGACGUCAGAAGAGGGAGGAGAGUCCCCAGCGCCAAGGGAGCCCGGCGCUGGAGAAAGGUGAGUGUUUAACCCCCUUCCGCCCCCUUCAGCCCGGUGGGAGUGGGACCCUGAGGGUGGGGGCACCCUCAGGGCACUAUAGUGCCAGGAAAACGAGUUUGUUUUCCUGGCACUAUAGUGCACCUUUAAGGUCACAUAGCCGAAAACAGUUCCAUAAAAACCACGGCUAAGUACAGCUGAGGACUGUUUGAGGUUAGUGUGCACGCACGAUCCAAGGUGACCUGGAUCUACUAAGUCCUCAUGCCGGAAUUAGUUAAUUAGUUCCAUAGCAGUUGCGGCUAAGUACCGCUGAGGACCGUUGAGGGGAAAGCUGCUAAGGGCGGCUGGGCAGGGUAACUUCUGAACUGGGUCUCCAACCUGGACCAUAGUUGGUGGGCAGGAGGCCAGCUAUCACACUCCUGCUCGAGUUUGUGGCAAACGUCCAUGGAAAAGAGCAUUUGUCACAGUACUGUCUUUGCAGCAAUUGGAAAAUAUAUUGCACUAAUGUAGUAUUGAGCUCUUAAUUUGACUGUAAGUAGAACAGCUUGGGUGUUUUUGUGUUGCGUUAAAACAAACCCUCAACUGAAGAAUCCUUACUCGUGCUGCUAGAAGUCAAACAUCGGAAUUCAUUUUUAAAAAAAAUGUUUUUAUAUUUUUUAUUUUUAUAUUGUAGACCAGGGUCUGCCCUCCUGUGUCUGAGACUCGUUUUGCAACUGACUGGUGCUUUUUCAAUUUCCUAUUUUGCUCUAAUCUAUUGGGUUUUUAUUAGUAACCAUGUUAGUCUGUAUAACAAAACUUUAAGCUGAAUAUUCUACAGCACAGUGUUGGCCAACAUUUUAUAAUGCAGCUUACGGGGUAUUCUCAGCCAUCAAUGAGCGAUCUAGUUAUGUUUAUCUUUAAUCUACAGAUAGAUUGCAAAGGCUGACAUUCUGGUUUUAAUUUUUUUUCUUGCAAAUAACAGACAUUAAAUGGCUUUGUUAAUUAAUUUUUCUCUUGCUUUGUGCCGUCUUCCUGUCUUAAUGUCAUUCCAUUCCCUCUGUGUCCCCAAACCCACACUAUGAUUUGUCGCUGGUUAGACAACUGCUAUUUGUUAAGCCCCCUACACGUAUUUUAAAUCAUUUUUUCUGUCAGUCGCUCUUAUGUCAAGGCUGCCCUGAGCCUUGUGCUUUCACUUGGUGCACACUGAGUCACUUAGAAGACGAUGUGUGGAAAUAUACAGAAGUUUAUUUUCAAAAUCCUUCUUGCGCUGGAUCUUUGACAUUCUAUCUCACUAAAUGGGUUGGUUACAAGAAAGCCUAAACGUGUUAUUUCAGAUACUCUGAGUAGGGCAUAUUCUGUUUACUUGGAUCACCAUAGCUUCGCAGCAUGAUUUAUUUACAUAUAUACAUUUAUUUACAUAUUCUCUAUAUUUAACAAAUAUGCGUAUGAGAGGUCUGAAAAUUCAAAUUAAACGUAGUCAUUCACGGUUGCUGGUCUACGCUCUCUCCUGCAUCUGGGUGCCCAUAAAGAGGAACUAACAAUGGGAGAUGGAUUUAUCAGAAAAGUGGUGCAAUGUUGUAAUUUGGGACUAAUCACCAGUACAUGCUCAUUGCAUUGAUUUCCAUGGUGACUGCCCUAUGUUCAGAAAAAUGCACUUUUCUCCCCCUCCUUCCCCCCCCCAAAAAAAACCCAACACUGUAUCAGGCAUGAAUUGGUUUGAUAUAAUUUGAUCAAUUAAAACAAAAGUAUCACAUGAGAAAAAAAGAUUAACACAAGUUAAAGGAUAUAAACACACUAGGAGAGCGCAAUUCUUAUAAAAGUAUACAAUAUUUAGAAAUGACAAAUGAAAAUAAAACAGCUGCUAGUUCAGAUGUAAAGAUAAGUGGAAGCGCUCUACUUGGAAAACCCGAAAUUUAUCACUUUCAAAAAUAUGGAAUAUACACACCUCUUACUAUAUGCAAUAUAGUAAUGAUGAAUAAAAUCACUUAUUUCAAAAAGUCAAAAGCACAUAAAACCAUUGGAUCUAUACUUCCAUAUCUCCAUUAAGAUUGUUGCAGAGUCCAAAACAGUCUUUGGGGAGUAGUCCUAUUAGGGUUGAUUCAGUUUUUCUACUGCGUUCAAGCGUCUUUAAAAUACUAUGUAACACUGUAUCUGUUUGUACCUUAAAAGGAUACAAGAAAACACUUCAUAGUGUAAAACUGUAAUUUAAAUAAGUGAUUUUAUUCAUCAUUACUAUAUUGCAUAUAGUGAGAGGUGUGUGUAUUCCAUAUUUUUCAUAGUGAUAACAAAUUUCGGGUUUUCCAAGUAGAGCGCUUCCACUUAUCUUUACAAGUUAAAGGAUCGCUAUAGGGUCAGGAACACAAACUUGUUUUCCUGACCCUAUAGUGUUAACACCACCAUCUAGCCCCUCAUGCCUCCAUAAAUAUAGUAAAAAUCUUACUGCAUGCUGUUAGACUCAGAAAAACAAGCAGUCUGCUGACAUUUGGUAGCCUGAUCCAAUCACAGUGCUUCCCUGUAGGAUUGGCUGAGACUGACAGAGGCAGAUCACUGGCAGAGCAAGCAUGAUUCAAACACAGCCCUGGCCGAUCAGCAUCUCCUCAUAGAGAUGAAUUGAAUCAAUGAAUCUCUAUGAGGAAAGUUCAGUGUCUGCAUGCAGAGGGAGGAGAUACUGAAUCACAGGAUGCUGUGCUCUGCUGACAGCAGAUCUGAGUGGACGGAGGCAUAUUAUGCAUCCAUCAACUCGGAAGUCCCUCUGGUUCACUCUGAGUGACUGCAACUGAAAGUGUUCCUAGUUUUCAAUGUAAACACUGUAUUUUCCUAGAAAAUACAGUGUUUACAUUAGAGGCUGCAAGGAGCUAUAGUUCUCACCUGAACAACCUCAUUAAGCUGAAGUUGUUCAGGUGACUAUAGUGUCCCUUUAAAGGUGUUUUCAAUGUUUCAGUGGUGUAAAUUUCAGAGAAGUGUUAGUUCCUUUAAGUUGUUUCUCACAUGAGAGAGACGCAUUUUUUUCCGUCAGUACAGCAACAUCUCAAGUAGAUUCUGAUGUAAAAUUGUAUCACCGUAUAAAUGAUUUAUCUAAUUAUUGUGUACAGAGACUAGUCAAGAAAUGUAUUUAUUUUUUGCUUUAUUUAAAUUUUUUUUUUUUUUUUUUAAUACAAGAAACACUAUAGGACUGUAUCUGUGCCUAUCAUUAAAGUGGUUAGAGUGUCUGAAGUCCCUUGGAGAUUUUACUCUGGUCACUGUUAAACCAUUUUCAAAUAGCUUAGCACUGUAGGUCCUAGGCCAUCUGCAGCUUGACCAUCCACUAGAAGCAUGGUUAGAGGGAAACUCCAGUGCCAGGAAAACAAUCCAUUUUCCUGGCACUGCAGGUCCUCUCUCCCUCCCACCCCCUGGUUGCUGAAGGGGUGAAAACCCCUUCAGUAACUUACCAGAGGCAGCGUUGAUGUCCCAUGUCGUUGCUUCUUCUGCCGCUCCUCCCAGUGAUUGCGUCGGCUGGUCGGUGAGACUGAUCCCGCCCACCGGCCGGGGAGACUUAAUGCGUAGCAAUGCCGUGCAUGCGCAUUAGAGCUUCCCCAUAGGAAAGCAUUGAAAAUGCUUUUCAAUGCUUUCCUAUGGGGAAAUGAGCGACGCUGGAGGUCCUCACACAGCGUGAGGAUGCUCUAGCACAGGUUUUCUGUGCUGUGGACAAGGAAGUGCCCUCUAGUGGCUGUCUAGAAGACAGCCACUAGAGGAGGAGUUAACCCUGCAAUGUAAUUAUUGCAGUUUAUAAAAACUGCACUAAUUACAUUGCAGGGUUAAGAGUAGUGGGAGAUGGCACCCAGACCACUCCAAUGGGCAGAAGUGGUCUGGGUGCCUGGAGUGUCCCUUUAAGGUAAAAAUGUAUGGGUGCCUGGAGUGUCCCUUUAAGGUAAAAAUGUAUACUCUGCCAUAGCCAUACCAACUCAUACCAGCAAUGAAUGAAUGUGAGGGGUGCCACCACAGGACUCCAGGCAUUAUAACCACUUCAAAGACAUGACAUGCUUAUAAUGCAUAAAGUCCCAUAAAUGAUGUUAAAAUGAAAAUGUUCAUCAGUCAAGUUCAACAUGUGAUUGUUUCUCCCCACAAACAAACCAUUCUUGCUGCUAUGUUUUCAAUGUAAUGGUGGAUUUGUUGUGGCUGUAGCUAGUGGCAUGUUUCCAGCUUUGGAAAAUUACUUUCCUUUUAUUUGUUGCAUAGUAUGGGAGCUGACCAUUCAAAUGGUUAAGAGCUAUGUACAAAGGAAUGUAGAUAUGUGUUUAGUCGAAAUCUUUUCCCAUUUUCUUAAAGCUUUAGUUGGUAAGUGAAAUUUCACAGUUUUGCUUUGGUACUUUACACGAAGGACACGUAAAAAAUAAGCCCAUGUUCAAAAUGAAACCUUAUAGUGUGACAUAUUCUUCCAGUCUGUAUCCCUGAUUCCUCUUCCUUUCCAUUUUAUUUGCUUUUUUUUUUUUCUUUCUAGUCCUUUGUCGUUGGUGAGUCUUUUAUUUUGUACACUCGUUUCUUCACUAAACUGGUUACUCACUUUGCCAGAUUUUUAAAUUUUUGUUCAUAAUGUUUUUGUAUUGUAAACACUAAAUAUUCUGGCACAGUUAGCUAAUGUAUAGAAAAUGCAACUAAAAUUUUUAAAGGAAGCAAUAUGUUUCAAUGUUAAAGUUCCCAAAAGUGCAGCGAUUUUAUGGUUCACGUAGUUUAGCCCACAGGUGCAGUUCCACUCCCAUAGGAUGAAUGGAACUGUUCAAUAAGCUGUGAGCAGCUAUCUGUUUUAUUCAUAGCCAUGUUCAGAUUUGUAAACUGGCUCUAAGGAGUUUUUUGCUGGCUGCCAACCAGAUCUUGUGCAGCUGUGGCUUAGGCUUUCUAGAAAGCUAGAGGUUGGAGGAGGGAGAUUUGCAUGUGGUAUGCGCAGCAUGAAUGGGCUGGCCGCAUGGAUCAUGGCCGCAAAGGUGGGAGUAAAAUUCCUCCUCCAUUACUGAUCCAAGCAACAGUAUUUUGGUCACAUGUGCUAUGAUGCAGAAACAGGGAGACUAUACAUGAUUACAGUAUAAACUUUGCAUUAGUGUCCUCGGUGUUCUAGUGCUUUAUUUUGUACAUUCAGUUAUCACUUUUACGUGACAUCAUAUCCUCUAUUGUCUCUUAGUUUUAAUGAUAAUUAUGAUUUUUGAAGCUGGUCAAGCUUUUUGUUCUUUGAUUAUUCUGCAAGCCGCAAUCUGUUUGCAUCACUGGUGGCUGUCUGAUACAGAUUGCCAGACUAAUCUACACUCAAUGAUUUUUAUUUCAUUUUGUAAUGACGCCAUCAAGGGUGAGCAGGAGAGAGCAAACCCCCUAAUUUAAUGCCCUACAGCUAUCGUAAGUUCAUUGUAUAGUGCGUGCAUAUGUAUAAACAAUAUGGGGAAAAAUGGGAUAUACUAUCCCUUUAGACUCUACAUUAUAAAUACAAUAAUUUUCAUGCUGUUUAAAUCAAAAUUCUACAGUGACCUAUUGUGUAGCAAAGAUGCUUAGUUAAACCAUGCGUGCUCAGUUUCUGUACAGAUUUUUUUUUUUUUUUUUUUGCUUAUUUCGGAAAAGAACCUGAACAAAAAAGGACUAUAACAUUAUUACGAUGUACUCCAAUAAUAGAACAAGGGAUUGUAUCAAAAUCUUGUGUGGAUUGGAAGCCCAACCUGCAGUGUCAUUUUUGUUGAAUGGGUGUUUUUUGGCGUACAGAAGAAGAGAAACAUCUGCAAAACCAGGAAAUCCUAAAGUUAUUUAUCCGUUUUAAAAGUACUAGUUCUCCAGUUAAAUAACACUACUGUGUUUUUGUUUAGGUUUUUUCCUUGUGAUAUUACUCAUUUCUCUGAGAAAAAGGUGGAUUUGAAGUGAAAAGUUUUAUUAAGGAAGAAAUGUUCUAAAACUAGUCCUGAAGUGAUUGCCUAAAGGUACAAGUUUUAGAAUAGUAUACCUAGAGGAACACAUAUAGCAUAACCAGAUCAGUUCAAUACUGCAUAUUCAAAAAAUAUGAAAAUAAUAGUAUCCUCCCUUUUUGUAAUUUUUUUAUUUAUUUAUUUUUUUAUAUAUAAAUCUCUCUAUAUCUAUAUAUAUAUCUCUUGCCAUUACAGUGUGUGGGAUAGCAAUAAAUAUAGAAGCAGUAGAACAUACAAACAAAACACACCACAAUAAGAAAUCUGGUUAAACAUAUAGUUUAAAAUGCAAAAUAAGCAUAAGGAGAAAAGAUUAACAAGAAUACAGAUCGGUAGUUUGAGACCCCAGAAACCCAUCUAUGGUAAAAGGCAGAAUGGGCAGCGUAGAUUAAGCAGGGGUCAACGAGGUAAGGUAUACUUUCCACGACUAUCUAAUCCUGUUGUGGAUGGCAAGGACAUCUAAAAGUCUGCCCGACAACUGUUAUGCACACAUUUUACUUUAAUUAUAAGCAUCACAGUGUGAGGGACCGCAACCCUGCAGCACUUAGCCGUACCAAGUUGCGUGGGACUGUAUAUCUUGUGGAUGGCAUCAAGGGUGACAGGAGUGUCAAUAAAGGGCCGGGAACAAUGGUAAUUCCUGAAAGUUGGCAAAGGAGCUCAGAAACCUCACCGCAAACCGUGUAAUUCUAAUACACUGGCACCACAUUGGAAACCUGAAGCCUUUUCUUCACAACCCCUAUUGCAUUAUGGUGAGCAAACAAGGUAGAUAAAAACAGCACGUGCGCUCAAUACUGGUGCAAACGUAAAAAAGGAAAAGUUUUUACAUUUCCCAAAACCAUUUUAACAAAUAAAACAAAAAAAAACAAACAACAUAUUUCAAAUAUUACACAGCUUGCUGGCUUUCCCCAUUUAGCCAGCAAGCGGUUUUAGAGGAGUAUUGAAUAUAAUUUAUGGUAUCGCUUCCUUUGCCAUCCUGAAUACUAAAGCAUUUUACGUGCAACAGGAUGUCAGCUGCCUUCUCCCAGUGUAGUGUAUACAUGGCCUUCGUUUUGUUAACUUCCCCUCCUCUUCUUCCUAAACAAAUCUGCAGUCUAGUGCAGACUUUCUAUAGACAUUGUAUAAUAUUGUAAUACAGGUUUGUGUGUGUAAGAAGGAUUAACUCUUAAAUUACAUUACACACAUCAUUUGACAAAAUUCCAUGCAUUGCAGGAGUGUUGCUGGUUUCAGAAACCCCAGGAUCACCGUGAAAACUAAACCGGAAACAAGCAAACACUGCACUGCCAGCAGAUCGUACUGGAAUGUCUAAGAUAUAUCAACUGUAUUUAUUUAGAAAUGAAGGUACAUGUUGAGGGUAUUUGUGGUGAUUGUCACUUUCAUACUAAAAUAGUUCUCCAUCUCAAAAAUAUAGAAUCUUUCUGAAGAACUGUGACAAAGGAUGCUAUGUGGUCACUUAGAUAUACAAUACAUUUAUACUGCUAUAGAAUGACUUAUUAAUUGGAUUAUUUGUACCUAGCUUUAAUAUCUCUGUCCCUGAACAGGGAGUAUCACUAGGACUUCAAUAAUAGACAUUUCAUUCCAUGACACCAACAACCUGUGUUCCUUUUUUUUUUUUUUCCCUCUUGUUCUCCAUUGUAUAACUUCCACCUACACAGAGUGCAAAUGGGAUUACUAUUUCAUGUAUAGAAUAAAACACCUGUUAUACCUGAGCCUGCAGAGAUUAAAGGCUGAUUGUAAAAUCGGAUGAUUAAUUAUCGAACAUCAAACAGAACCAUUUUAUAAGCUUCAUGCAGUGGAGAUGUAAAACAAACGAUUUUAAGUCUUUCUUGUACUUGUCCUCCAAAAGGCUGAUACUAGGAAUCCCUGUGCAAAUAAUCUGUGCUUGUAAAGUGUGUUCUAGCCAACAAAUGGCAGAAAUCAAGAUGCGUUCUAAACCAUUAAUUUUGCCACCUGUUAAGGUGUUAGAGGAAAAUAUAACCAUUAAGCAUUAUGUGAUCUGUCAUUGUGACUUUGGAGGUUUUGUAAUUGAGCCUCCUGUUUGUGUCAUAAGGUCAUUCUUCCCCAGGUUAAGGAAAAUUGUCCACCUGGGAACUUGGGAUAGCUUACUGUAACCGCAGGGACAUUAGAACAGUAUCGCACCCUCAGUGUCUUGGUACACUACUGUUCAUUUACUGCCAUCUGGUGCUGCAGUUCCAUAUUCCUUGCCACGUUAUUGUGUUAUCCUUCACCUUCUUUAUACUUGUGGAUUCUGCUGAAUAUGAUAUUGUCCUGAUGAACUAUGGUAGUGUUUGUAAUGCUAUAUAUCCAUGCCAAGCUGUCACCUACAUUUGUUCUCUGCAAAAUGUGUACCUAGUGGUGUUUAUUUUAAAUAAAAAGUGAUUUGUAAACAUGGGCACCUUUUGCACAUUCUGUAGAAUUUGGUAUUAUAAAAAUGUAUGGUCUGGUCACAUUUGACCUUAGAAAAAUUAGUCCCAUAGAUUCAUUGGUAUAUUUUAUACGUCCAUAGUGCAUCCUGCAGAGCAGUCACAUUUCCCCUCUCCAAAUACAUGCCAUAUAUUCUUUUAUAUCUUCUGAUUGAUUCUGCAGUUUUUGUGUACCCUCUCCUCUAGUGUGUCCCAUGCUGGUCCUGGUUUUACACAUUCCCAUUCAGCUCUGUUAAUGCAGGUGCACUUGAUAUCACGCAUUAUAGAUAGAUACACAGGUCCUUUUUACUUGAGCAUGUUUCCUAGUUGCAAAAUGAUUUGUAAUAUUAACUUUUUACUAACUAGUUUGUAACAAUAUUUUCUGCAGUGCUCUGUAGGUUCCUGUUUUUGAUGAUUAGUGAGAUUUAUUGUAACUUUAAGUAGUUACUCCAACCACAAACCAGUGUAUAGGUUAGACUAGACCUCUCUGAGGUGCCCUGCUCUCAACACAGAAAGUUAAAUAUUGUAGUGAUAAACACGAAAUACUCCUUGCUGGACAUGUCUCCCCCUCGCCAUAUUGGAAGUAAUGUCAAGGAGGACACAUUGAGGGGAGGAAAAGGUUGUCAGAUAUGGGGGGAUGCAUGCCACCAUUGACUGCUGUCUUCAAGCUGUGCGUGCAUGUGUCGGACCCCUAUUUUGUGCAGAAUCGAUGUUCGAGUUACAUCUAAUGCAACUCUAAUGACUGUCAGAGAUGGAGUUACACCUCUGGCAGCUACGUGGUUAAUCUCUGUAUUUGCAGCAUUUCCAAGUGAAGCGCUGCACAUAAAGACUCCAGCCAUCAUGGCCACUUUAAAUCACAGAAGUGGUCAUGGUGCUUGGCGUAACGCAUUAAGCACGUAACACCUGAUUAUCCUACUCACAGUGUAAGGAACGAUGAUGAGCCAAUCUGUGCAUAUUUGGAAUCAAGCUUCUGGCAAUUUGUGGCAUUUGACUAUUUAUAACAUAGACUGUUAAACUGGAGAAUGCAAUAUCUCUACCCCAUAGGACAGCCCAUAAGUCACUUGCAUAAGUCAAACAUUUCUACUCUGCAGUAGCUUAUAAUUGUAUAUAUGAAGGAUUCAAUGCGUUUUCUGUAACAAUGUAAUAAAACUAGAAUAUUGCUUCAAAAAAGCCAUUAAUAAGUUAAAUGUGUGUAUUAUUUUUAUAUGUGUUUAUAUUCUACACAAUUCUGCAUCUAUAGGUCAUACUCUCACUAGCGUUUGCAUCAUUUGAGUUCCUUUAAGACUUGGGGAGGGUAAGUGAGAAUUAUACUAUGUUACAGGAGGAUAUCUUUGGUUGUUUACCAAUAGAAAUGUAAAAGGCUGAUGCUGUAAACGGUUUUCUUUACUGUGCACAAAGCUAUCUAGAGGGGAAAAAAGGUACAUUUGUUCUAUUUUGUAAUAACAGAUUGAAACCCAUUGACUUCUCAAAUCUGCUCAUCAGUCUGUUUUUGAAUGUGCAUGUUUUGUUUCCGUAAACUGCGUCCUAGCAGUUACUAAGGUAUGGGUGGCUAAUUUUAUUCUUUAAAAAAAAAAAAAAAAAAAUUUAACUUUAACUGCUAUAUUGCACCACCUAGAGGAUAUUUUUUAAUAUAGCAUUAAUUUAACAAAAUGUGAGCAUGUAUAUCAGGGCAUGCUUUCCUUUCUAUACUGCUCCGUGCAUUAUUAUAUAUUCAACACCGUUUGACUGACGCAGCGCAAUGUCGUAAUCUCAGGGCAGUACCACAUACAUCUAUGAACCUCUCUGAAGUCUGUCGGAAUACACUCCUUAUCUUUCAUUCCAUUUAUAAUUAAGCUCUCUUUUGAUGUAUCAGGAAAAAGUUGAGGCGACUGAAACCGUACAAUUUUGUCUCCCCAGUUACUUUGCCUCCUGGGCAGGAGCUGAAAUACUACUCUCAGCAUUAAGGAAACAUAGGAAAUAUGCCAUAGACUUAAUGCUAAUUCUAAAAGAAAAAAGUAAUGUAAAAGAUGCAAAAUGCUAAAGCAUGCAUUUUAGGGAACAUGUCAUCUUGGGGUUCUAAGGCACAUGUAAACUUGAUUCAUGGCUUAUAGGAUGGGUGUCCAACCUUUUGACUUCCCUGGGCCGCAUAGAGCGCAGAGUAAUUGUCUUGGGCCGCAUAUAAAAGCUAUAAUCUAUUUUAUAUAAUAAAACUUCAAAAGCCAUUUUUCUUAAAUUUGUUUAGUAGAUAAAUCUGUUAUUUGUUUUCCUUAUGUGGGAUUGCCAUAUUUAAGGAUCGCAACUUAGGGAGCAUAUGCACACAUACAAUCAGACCUAUACACACAGUCAGACAUAUGCGCACACAAUCAGACGCACAGUCACAGAUGAACACACACAUAGUCACAGACAUACGCACGGUCACAGCUAUACACAUGCAAUCACAGACCUAUAUACACAGCCUUGUACGUACGUACGUACGUACACACACAAUCAGAUGUGCACUCACACGCAAUCACAGACUUAUGCAUGCAAUCACAGCGGUGAUGAUGUAAUAUCCUGGUCAUUGCAGGGCGCACAGGGAGCUGUCCAGGAGGAGCACAGUGCUCCCUGUCUCCCUCGCCACCUGGCAGCAUGGAUGGCAAUCAGGCAUCACUGUUAGCGAUCCUGGUUUAUAGUCUUUAGUUCACAUCAGUAUUGGCUUAGCUAGAGGAAAUCAGCUGGCUGUAGACCUGGUUCAUCGUUUUUAUCAAACUACAAAAUUGCUAGACACCGUUACCAAAGGCAAUGCAUGACAUGACCACCAUGAUUUUGCUUCUGCACAUGAACCCACAUGGAAUAGGCAAACCUGUGCUGCUUUGUUCAUGUCGAUGCAUACAUUUCUUCAACGCAAAAUAAAAUUCCACCUGCUAUAACACAUGUGCGUACUAGUUUAGUAAUUCUUUUGCAUCUCUUGGCUUCCACAUGCUUUGUGACCAUUUUCCUUUUUUUUAAAGAAUGUUAAAAAUGUUAUUACAUAAACAUCCUGGGAUUUCUUUCAAAUAGUUUUUAUUAAUACAUUUUUUCAAUAACAAUACAGAAGAGAAAAUAAUUAUAACCAACAUCCUGGGAUUCCAGUUUAAUAAAUACUUUUUUGGUGUUUGUCUUUGGAAAUAGGUCGCGCUUGGAAAACAUUUGUAUUUGAAACUACGAUAUUCCCUUUGCCAGUUCUCCUGUCCCCUGCCACAUUGUUAGGCUCACUGUAGGCAUGCUUGCUGGGUAAAUGUCAGGCACACUGAUAAUGUACUGACAGUGGAGCCAGCAUAUUGGCAAGAGCAGUGAAAUCAUCCUGCCUCUGAACGUGUUCCCAGACAGGGCCAAUCACAGCAGACGGGGCAGCAACGGAGGGUGGACAUUACAGCGCUGUAACACCCGCAGACCAGAUGGCGGUGUUGGAGUGAAUAACUCUGAAAGAUUUUAUCGUUAUAAAAUACUUGAAAUGGCUUCUCCAUUUUGGCUUUAUUUUUGUUAAAUCAUAGAACCUGGAGCAUUUGGGGGGUAUGAAGCAGAGCUGGCUGACACUUCUUUCCUGACUUCUAGAAGAAGCAGUAGGAGGCUCUUAAUUAUCUUGAACAUUUUGCUACAUUUAUUAGGGUAAUGUCACCUUUAUAUUAGUGAAUCAAUUUAAUUUUUUAUCAUCUUUUUAUUAGAGAAUGCUCUUGAUAGUGUGUAUGUAUAUAUAAAAUGAGAUGGAUAGAUAGAUACAGAGUGGGACAAGAAUUCAGAGUAGGGUUUGACAGGUAAAAAAUUUAUAGUUAAAAAAUUUUUUAUUGAAGGUACAUAUAACGGAGUCUUGGGAGAUUCCUCACGCCAUAGAAACAUAGAAUGUGACAGCAGAUAAGAACCAUUCGGCCCAUCUAGUCUGCCCAAUUUUCUAAAUACUUUCAUUAGUCCCUGGCCUUAUCUUAUAGUUAGGAUAGCCUUAUGCCUAUCCCACGCAUGCUUAAACUCUUUUACUGUGUUAACCUUUACCACUUCAGCUGGAAGGCUAUUCCAUGCAUCCAUUACCCUCUCAUUAAAGUAAUACUUCCUGAUAUUAUUUUUAAACCUUUGCCCCUCUAAUUUAAGACUAUGUCCUCUUGUUGUGGUAGUUUUUCUUCUUUUAAAUAUAGUCUCCUCCGUUACUGUGUUGAUUCCCUUUAUGUAUUUAAAUGUUUCUAUCAUAUCCCCUCUGUCUCGUCUUUCCUCCAAGCUAUACAUGUUAAGAUCCUUUAACCUUUCCUGGUAAAUUUAAUCCUGCAAUCCAUGACUAACUUCACAAAGGAACAAUGAGUAGAAAUAGUGGAAUUUUAUUUUCAAAAUUGAUCUGAGUGGAUAUUAUCAAGAAAUUCCCAGAUGAAAUUGGCCGCUUCGUUGCUCAACCUUUCAGCUCCCGAUUACUUCCUGUGGGGAUAUCUGAAGGAGUGGGUGUAUGUAAUCAAACCUCGUGAGAAUAUCCAUGCAGAAAUUUGAGCAGUAGUCACAAGCAUGAACUAAUGAUAUGAACAAUGCAAUCGAAUGUGCCCUAUUUUGCAAGGUGGCAAAUGCGUCUCAUUUAAAAGAUGUUAAUAUUUAUAAAGAGCUGACCAAUUCCGUAGUGCUGUACAAUAAGUUGACUAACAGACCUGUAUUUGCAACAAGACGAGCUGGACGUGCAGAAACAGAGGGUGUUGAUGGCCCCGGUCAAAAAAAUAUCCAUUCAUUUACCAUUCAUUGUAUGUAAUAUCAUUGAAAUUGGUUCAUUCAUUUAAAAAAGUUAAUUACUCACCAAACCCCACUCUGAAUUUUGUCCCACCCUUUAGGUAUAUAUAUAUAUAGAUAGAUGGAUAUAUAUAGAUAUAUGUGUGCUAACAUCACUUUGUACCAGAAGGGGGCAGUAGACAAUAAACAAUAGCUUUCACUAUUGCAUUCUACGCACUUUUCAUGUGAACCGUAUUGAAUGAGCAAAUGUCUAUAGGCCAGUCUGUCUCCUUCUCAGGAAAUCCACUGAGUAGCAUUGCUGGGUUGUCAAAACAGCUGCACAAUGUCUGCUUGUGUGUGCAUGUUUUUGCUUUUUCUGGCUUUCCUGGACAAUACUGCUUGCUUGUUACAAUAAAGCUUUAUGACUAGGUUGUCCUUUUUUGUGUAGAAAACGUAGCCCAGCGUUUAUCAUAGCGCAUUUCAUGUACAUUUGAUAUCAAAGUGCUUUUCUAGGUGCCGUUUUUUUUCCAUAUUAAACCAAACCACACAAUCCUUUUAGAUCAUGCAAUGCAUCGGUUGUAUAAAGCAUGUAGCAUAUUAAAGAUGUAAACACUUUUUUAAAUCUUUUUAUAAGCCCUAGCCCCCUCCUACCUAUGGCAUGAGCACCCAAGAAUACUUGGUUCUCAUAUUCUGUAUAGAUUGGAGUCUGCAAAGAUUCUGGUGGGUGCAAUCUUAAGAUUUUAAUUGAUCAAACUGAGGAGGCUCUGUGCUACAGCAAUGUUUAAGAAAUGCUCCUGAAAACUCACAAUCCCUGAUUAGUUUAAUCCCAGGGAUAACCUGGUUUUGACAGACUAAUCUUUAAUUGUGCAAUAGGAAUGGGCCACAUAUUUACAAAUGUAUGUCUCUUGUUCAUACCUCCAAGUAGUUCCAGUCAGUAUGGUCUCUUUUUCUUUGUUGAUCUUUCUAUAGGGACACCAGAGAAACCUUCUCAAUAGGAACAUGGCAUAGUCUGAGAGCUUCUUAAACUACAACUGAAUGGACUACAUGGGACUGGCACAGUGUUCACUACCACCUGUCCCACAUGAAUUCUUCUGUGUCUAAAAAAAGUAAAAUCUGAGCUGGGCACUAGUACUCUGGAUGUGUCUCUUUUAUUGCCAAUUUCUAUCCUGGUUGCUAGAUCAACAGUUUCCCCCUUAUGUUUAUCACGUCUACAUUGUAAUGAGCCGUAUAGGAAAACUGCAGCCCUGAAGGAGGAUCAGUUAACUAAUCAAGGCUUUUAUCCUAAAUUAACUGCUUUAAUAAGUUCUGAUUUCCACCCUGUAGCCUGUGAAUGGUGCAUUAUACAGUGCAGCCCUUUAAAUGGACUGCCCAUCAGAAAGAAGCAAUGGUGCUCCCUUACUUUACAUCCGGCAAGGGAUGAAUGGGACAUUUAGAUCAGCACUUGGUAGUUAUUUAAUUCAUAUAACACUUUAAAUGGUGCAGCUUAGGCUCCCCAGACACUAUAGACUCCAGAACUACAACUUAAUGUAUUUGUACAGAUUUCCCUGCAGGCAUUUUAAUGUUAACACUGCCUAUCCGAGAAAAGGCAAUGUUUAAAUUACUCUCUAGAGACAUAAGUCAUGCGGCCACAAGAGGUGCUUCCUGAGUCCCGUGCAACGCUGAACUUUCCCAAUAGCGAUACUUUGAUUCAAUGCAUCUCUAUCCGGAGAUUCUGAUUGGCCAAGCGCAGCGUUGUUGCCGCACGUACACAUUAACCUCCCAAUGCUUUCCUAUGAGUUCAUCAGUUUUAUGAUCUCGGUCAAGGAGGCGGACCCGCCUGGUGCUGGAACAAAGGUAUGGUUUUGUACUUCUUUACGGAGGGGCCAGGGGCUAACAUGGUUUUUAAUACCGUAAGGUCAGGAAUACCCGUUUGUAUUCCUGACCGUAUAGUGUCCCUUUUUAAAGUAACCAUUUAGGGUUUUUUUAGUUUUUUAUUUGAGUCCAUUUCAUAAAAGCUGUGAAGGGUCAGAUGCAUAUUGACAUGGCUAGAUUUUGUCAGUGUCUUCAGCUUGGUCUACAUCUAAAACAUUCAUCCCUUAUAGCUAGAUUAGUGUCUCAAUAGCUUCUUUAUUGUAAAAGGUAAAGAAUAUUUGAGGGUUACCGGUUGCCCAAUUUAAGUUUACACCACUAAGUCCUGUAACCCAAGGACAGAGUUAGAAAACCCCUUUUUUGGGGAGCCUCACAUUCCCUUCAAUAUCUGUUAGAAAGGCCUAUUGAGUUCAGUUUGCCUGCUUAGCUCUGCAAGCCACAGUCUCCAGUUCCUGUCUGCUGAGAAAUGUGUACACAUUUAUUGCAUUUACUAAACAAAUGUGUGUGGAUUUGAUUCACAUCGCUCCCCUGAUUCAGCUGCUUACUGGAGAUUUAGAGGUAUAAUCUCUAAAUUCCAAGAUAUAGUGAAUCUAAAACUAAAUGGCGCACUGAAACGGUAUACUGAGUGUUCUAGUCUCCAAAUUUUCCUAAAUUUUACAAUCUGAGUUUCAAUUUACAGUUCAUUGUUUAGUGAAUACAACCAUCCAUGGUUAUUGAUUUUUGUUUUUACUUUUUGUGUUGCACUUUGUCAGAUUAUUAAAUGGGCGCUAAGCAGUGAUUUUGUCCUAAUUAGAUUAAGUGAUCUGGGUACCUAUAAUGUUUCUAUCAUAUCCCCCCUGUCUCAUCUUUCAUCCAAGCUAUACAUGUUAAGAUCCUUUAACCUUUCCUGGUAAAUUUUAUCCUGCAAUCCAUGACUAACUUCACAAAGGAACAAUGAGUAGAAAUAGUGGAAUUUUAUUUUCAAAAUUGAUCUGAGUGGAUAUUAUCAAGAAAUUCCCAGAUGAAAUUGGCCGCUUCGUUGCUCAACCUUUCAGCUCCCGAUUACUUCCUGUGGGGAUAUCUGAAGGAGUGGGUGUAUGUAAUCAAACCUCAUGAGAAUAUUCGUGCAGAAAUUUGAGCAGUAGUCACAAGCAUGAACUAAUGAUAUGAACAAUGCAAUCGAAUGUGCCCUAUUUUGCAAGGUGGCAAAUGCGUCUCAUUUAAAAGAUGUUAAUAUUUAUAAAGAGCCGACCAAUUCCGUAGCGCUGUACAAUAAGUUGACUAACAGACCUGUGUAAUAGUGUAACUUGCGCAAUAGCAAUAGACUGAGCAAUGACAUGGUCAUGGAUGUCCUGGAGACCCUUGUUUUGUGUCAAAAAGCUCAAACCAUGUGAUGUAGAACUAAGAGAUGGUUGCAAAUUCAUUCUGACACUGUGACCGCUUUAAUGGAUUGUAUUGAUUAGAGAGCCUCUAGGUAUUACUAAUGAUUGGUCUGAUAUGUUAUCGCAUUGUAUGCUGCAAUCAUACAUACAUACAUACAUACAUACAUACAUACAUGCAAUGUCCAAUUUGUAUGGGAAAUAAUAUUCUCUUUUCAGAGAGCACUGUAUUUAGAGAAUACUGGUAGUACUUUAUCAUAUGUAAGCAACGGUUUAUGGUAAAAAAAUAAAUAAAAUAAAAAAUCUUUUUUUUUUUUUUUUAAAUUUUAUAAAUAUUUUUUUGCAGGUACCACCUAACUUGCUGAUUUUUAUAUGCAUCAAUGCCAAGACUGUCCACUUGUGCAUAUUUAAUUAGUCUACAUUAUGAAACCCGUAGAUUUAGAGUUUUUUAUUUUUACGUUUAUGCAUUUAUAACGAUGUGCUGUUUUAUAUUGCAUCCACUAGGUUUGCUGGGAUGGGUAAUCUUCUUAAAGUGCUUACCAGGGAAAUUGAAAACUAUCCACAUUUUUUCCUGGACUUUGAAAGUAAGUUUUUUUUUCUGAAGUGUGUUGUCGCAAAGAAAAGUCAAAUUUGGUGACCUUUUGUUUUUCUCCUGGGCUGGUCUGAUGAACUGGAAACGCACCACAGAUGGAACACCUAACCUUUGCACUGGAAACAUCCACACGCCUGCAUGUUUAUGAAUAUCUCACCCACUUAGCACCUCUUCUUUCUCUUCCUUUUUUCUAUUUUCCAGGAACCAAAUGGGAAAUCUUUUAAAAGUUCUUACAUGCACAGAGCUUGAUCAGGGGCCAAACUUUUUCCUUGACUUUGAAAGUGAGCAAACCUCUUGCUUGGCUUUUGGUUUCUUUUACUAACGCUCUAACUGCAUGUGUUCUGCAUGUUUUUUUAAGAUUUGCAAACAAUCUGUUUCUGUUAGAAUGUAUCAAAGUUGUUAGACUAAAAGGAGUACAAAUUGAUUUUGGAAGGUUUUAUCAUGGCACAGAUUUAAGUGCUGAUGGCAUAGAAAAGUAACUCAAACGUUCAUUCUAGCUAACUUUAUAAGGCAUUUGGUGAGCAUAUAAAAACCUAUUAAACUAAAAAGUUCUAAAAUUCCUAUUGAAAUAAAUUAAAUGUCAGACUUCCUUCAAUGUUCCUGUUAAUUGCCUCAUUUUUAUUUAUUAAAUGGACACUAUAUGCAUCAGAAAAUUUAGGUUUUAUGAAACAGUUUUGAUGUAUAGCUCAUGCCCCUGCAGUUUCACUGCUCAGCUCUGUUAUUUAGAAGUUGUCACUUCUGUUUCUAUUUAUUCAGUCCUAGCCACACCUCCCAUCCAUUGCGACUGACAUAGCCUGAAUGACAAAAUAUGGUUUAAUUUUCAUUCAGAUGUUAACUUGCUUUAAAGUGCAAUUUACAAAGCAGGAGACGAAAAUGUCUAAUCACACAUAGGAAGCUCCUGCAGGGUCUAGAAGGCUCUAGAGCAGGAGAUUAGAAAUUCUAAAUCAAACAGAAUGUGCCAUAAAAGAGAUUUAAACAUUAGAUCACUUUACAGGAAUGUAUAGGAAGGCUGUGUAGGUCACAUGCUGGGAGGUGUGAUUAGACCUCUAUAAACCAAGUGAUUUAACUCCUGAAUGGCAGAAAAGCUAUUUUGGUUCCUAUAGAGCCCCUUUAAUGCACAACUGUAAACAUACAUUUAUUAAAUGAAUGCAAGCUGUACUUUGUGCCGGGCGCUAAAACCCUAGGUGAGCUCUAGUCAUUCUGUUAUUGUAGCCUUGGUAAAGGUUUUUUUUUUUUUGUUUGUUUGUUUUUUUCCAAGCACAGGGUAAAGGGAUUCUCCAGUGCCAGGAAAACAAAACUCGUGUUCCUGGCACAAUAGAAUACUGGAGUGCCUCCCGCCCCCCAUCCGACCUUGCUGAAUGGGUUAAAAGCCCUUCAGUCACUUGCCUGAAUCCAGCGCCGAUGUCCCUCGGUGCUGGAUCAGGCUCUGCCCUCGCUCCUCCCCGCCACCAUGUGUCGGCGGGGGAGGCCUAAUGCGCAUUCAAUGCUUUCCUAUAGGGAUUCCGGCGACACUGGAGGUCCUUGUGCAUAGCGUGAGGAAGUCCAGUGUCGUUUAGAUGACCAAAAGUUGUCUAAGAAGCCGUAAGUCCCUCUAGUGGCCCUCUGGUAGACCACCACUAGAGGACGACUUAAAGGACCACUCUAGGCACCCAGACCACUUCAGCUUAAUGAAGUGGUCUGGGUGCCAGGUCCAGCUAGGGUUAACCCAUUUUUUAAUAAACAUAGCAGUUUCAGAGAAACUGCUAUGUUUAUCAAUGGGUUAAGCCUUCCCCCUAAUCCUCUAGUGACUGUCUCAUUAUGAAUGCUUUCCUAUGUGACCGGCUGAAUGUGCGCGCAGCUAGCCGACGGGGCAGAUUGGAGGAGGAGAGCUCCCCGCCCAGCGCUGGAAAAAGGUAAGUUUAAACCCCUUUCCCCCUUCCAGAGCCGGGCGGGAGGGGGUCUCUGAGGGUGGGGGCACCCUCAGGGCACUAUAGUGCCAGGAAAACGAGUAUGUUUUCCUGGCACUAUAGUGGUCCUUUAACCCUGCAAGGUAAAUAUUGCAGUUUAUAAAAACUGCAAUAAUUACCUUGCAGGGUUAAGAGUGAUGGGAGUUGGCACCCAGACCACUUCAAUGAGCUGAAGUGGUCUGGGUGCCUUUAAUGUUCCGCAAACUGGAAAUGCGUUUUUGGUGACUAUCAAAGAUUUCAAAUACCAAUUGGGUUUAAUAAAAAAAAAAUCUCCACCUCUCUGGCUCACUCAGCCCAAUUUAAGAUUGCUGCAGAUCUUAAAUUCUACAUGCAUGGCUUUUGCAUGUUCUUGUUUUGCAUGUUUCAAAAUCUGUGAAUUUUGUUUGUUAAUGUGUUAAUGCAGACAUGUUUCGGUUAUAUAUUUUUUAUAUAUGUUUUUACAUUGAUUUCAAAUUUAAUUUAAUUUGCCCUUUGUUUUCAGGCUUUUGAAUAUUCCAAGUCUAUGGAUUGUGUGUUUGAUUUGAAAUGCUUGUUGCAUGGUCUUGCCACUAAUAUGCAUGUGUCAUGGUAAAAUCUGUUCGAUCAUCGAUGUAACACACGUUGCACAAUAUUUGUGUUUUUCUUUACUGAUCCUCAAUGUACGCAGUAUCUGUUUAUAUUUCAUGCAUUGUAAAAGGGACCAUUUCUUCUUAUAAAAUUAUGUGAAACAGGAAAUGUACAUUAGGGAGGGAAACACAGUGGUGUGACAUCUAAUCGUAGGGUAUUAUUGCUGUGCUGAAAGCAUCAGGUUAUAGAUUUUGCAGUCAGUCAGUGGCUCUGUCCAACACUGAUCAGACUUAAUGAGUGGAUCUGUUCUUGGGGGAUUAACUAGUUAUGCCUUAAUCCCCAGUUCUGAUCACUGGAACUGCUAUAUAUUCCAUAAAAACUUGCUGAGCAGGAGUUUACGGGGUAAGAAUAAGACCAUCCUCAUUACAGCUUUUUCUUCCCAGUGAGGAGAGAUCAGUCUGUAGAUGCAGGCAGCUACUGUAAAUUAUGAAGCUAUAAGAUUUCUGAUGGUGAGAGUUUUUUUUUUGUUUUUGUCUUUUUUUUUUUUUUGGUCUAUUUUCUUAUGCACGAUCUAUGUAAUGUAGUGUGUAUAGUUUAUUUUUUUAAUUACCCCAUCAUUUAAAUUUAUGUCAAAUAUAAAUAUAUAUAUUACACACACAUUAACUACAACAGGCGUUCCCGGACUCUCUCAUCAUAACCUGUCAAACCGCUUUACCAUGGUUUGGCACUGGCCUGGAUUCGCUGAGCAACAUUGCUGCUUCCAGUCUUCUAGAGCUGUAGAAGGUAGUUGUUGAUUUGAGCAGGAUAGAAGCUGAUUCGACAGUUCAACAAAGUAGACAGGCACUCACCCAAAGGAAACUCCAAAAUAGAAAUGCAUUUCUGCCAAACUGGAUUUAUAUGUUGAUAUGUUUUAUUCAGUCACCUUGGGUAACAGGCAAUAUUUUGCCCCUCCUAGUAAAACCAAGAACUAUUUGUCUGAAUGGGUGCCUGGCUAACGCUCACUCAUACAGCAAGCACAGAGAUGAAGGAAUGCAGAGGUGCUGAACACACAACCCAAACUUUGGGGUAAAAGUUAAGGCAAAAUUUCACAUGCGGUAUUGGUAAUUUUGCUAUGGAACAUAUUAUUACAAAUUGUAGGAUGGCACUGUAAACCGUUGAGUUAAAGUUAUAAGAGAAAAGAGGACUGUGUUUGAGAUACAAGUAUUUCAAAGGAACUGGUCUUUUUAAAACUUAAACAGAGAAUGGAUAGUGUAAUGGAUCACCUGGCACCCUAACUGGGUACCUCUGUUGAUGGAUGCUCCUUGUGCUUCCCGAGGGCUCCAAGCACUCCACUUGACACCAUAAGCACUGCAGACCCUACAAACUGCUGCAGCUUGGUCUCGCCGUCUCCUACCCACCCUGGGCCUACGACAAGGCUCCAGGUUCCAGUGGGUGAACCUCUUUCCCCAGAAAGUUAAGCAGGAACAGGAACAAGCUCUUACAAGACCUUAGUGAUUAUUCAAGGGAGUGUGAAGAGCAUAGCAAUCCCUUGUAGCAGAUUCCCCCAAUAAGAGACAGGACUCUAGAUUGAGGGUGAAGUAGAACUGCAGGUUUAAUGGUACAGCUGCUUCUUUUAUACAGUUUUUCCCCCACAAGGUUACCGCCCAGGUGGACCUUGUGGGACACAGGACAUGAAAUUCACAAUCCAAUAAAAACAGAAUUUUACACUUGAACACUCCCAGUUACUGUACACAAACCCUCCCCUUUGCCUGUAAUACAAUUAACAAAGACAAUGGACUAACUCAAUUACCCACAGGUAGAAAACACACACAUUUUUAUCCAAAGAACAGAAACACCCCAACACACUAACAUAUCCCUGGAAAGCUCUGAUCUGGGUGAACAACAUAUCCAAAAAUCACCCAGAUCAGAGCAGGGGUUCAGGAAAUUCCUGGAAGUCUCUUUUGACCGACCGCACGCACAUUUUCAUGCCCAAAACAGUUCCAGAGAAUUAGGCUGUGCGGCCGGUCUAUUUCCAAUACUAAGUUCAGUUGGAAUGCACGAAAGGGGGUUGUUAGUGCAAAUAGCCAAUGUUAAAGUGGCCUUUGAAUUGUUGAACGCUGUUCGACUCCCAUCGAAGUUCUGGAGAAGGUAAAGUUCAGUGGUGUUCGUGCCGUUGCGUGUCCGAUUUGAGUCCCGUGAACUCGAUGACAAAAUACUGCUGAAUACGUUCGACUAAACAAGAUGGUCUCCGCCACUAGUUCGACUAUACGAACGGCGACCAACCAACCGUUCGUCAAUUUGGCUGCAGUUAACUCCAAGCCUGGGAGGUAAAUUGGCUGCACACUCCACUGGUGUGUGUUCUGGCUGUUCGGUAGUUCGAAGUUCCACUUCGACCACUUCAAAAAUUUUAAAGGGGCAUUGUGCCAAGUCCCAAUAUGCACAAAUAGUAGUUUUAAUCACCGUAAAUUAAAGGGACCACAGUCACAGGGCAGGAGGCUGGCAAGCAGUCCCCUCCAAAAACUUAUGGCAAACUCCCUUAAAAAGGAGUUUGUCACAGAUGGCUUACAAGAGAAUGACUUGAGUCAAUCAAGGAACAAUUUCAUAAAUACCCACAUUCAGAGUGUUAAAAGCACUAUAGAAUUUUUUUUAAAGAAUCUGUGAAGACAAUUGUGUAAAGUCUAUCGGUAGUUUAUUGGAUGCAUUUGGUUAAGGCUGUUUCAGUAGAAUGUAAGGAUUACUAGAUUCUAAAGCAGGAGAUUUGUUACAUGAAUUAUACUGGCUGUGACUGUAUAUAAUCAUGUUUUCGUGAAAGAAGAUAUGUAUUGUUCAGCAGCCUUGCUUUAUCAGACCUUUUGGUAUUUUCUCGACUCCUAUAAUGUAUGUAUGCAAGUUCCUCUAUAAUCAAAUGUACUCUCUCUGAAUGGGCCUUCUUGGUUACUUUAAUUUCUUGGCCUUAGUACACAGGGGUGUUUUGACUAUAUUAGAAAAGCCAUACUUGUCAAAAAUGCUUGCAUUGUUUCAAGCCUAGCAAAGACUGCCAAGACAUUUAAGUGUAGGCGAAUAGAGGGUCCUUUUAGGACCGCUCCAUUGCCAGUAUCAGUUGCCCUCAUGUUCCUUUUAAUUUGUGUUUUUUUUUUUUUUUAUAUAUAUAUAUAUAUAUUUUUUUUUGAGUGGUCCUGAUUUAAACCUCCGUAAACAUAUAGAAAUGCAGAGAAAUAGUAUGGCUUUAAUAAAUCAUGUCAGAUUGCGUUCUCUGUUCCAAUCAAUGCAUACAUGCGCAAGUUAAACUAGCGGUAUUUGUUGUUGUUGUUUUAUUGCCAAGAGUAUAUGAUUUCUGAAUAAUAUUUGUACAGGCAGUACAGACCUGGAUUCCCCUUCUAACAUUAUUUAAUGAUCAUAUUGGCAUAGAUGUGCUGUCGAAAGGUGCAUUUUUCUUGUUGUUUUUUUAACACUUACAAACCACCACUAUAGUCUUUCUUUAUAAUAAGGGCCUUAAAGGAACAGUAAUGAGAUAAUGUUCCAGAUUUACGUGGUUAUUCAACUUACAAUUGUCAGGAAAUUCAAGUGAUUGUUUGUAUUCUAUGUAUUCAAAUUAGCUACUUUAGACCCCGAUUUGACAGUUGCUUUAAAUUCCUGGCAAUUUACAUUGCACUCAAACUUGCUCUGAAUACAUAUCCGUAUUCCACUUUCAGUGCUAAAUGGUACAGAACCUUGCUAGUAAAGGCUAUCGUUUCCCAUCAUUAAAGAGGGUGAAACAAAGAAACAUUUAAUAAAGUGGUAUCCAAGAGGUAUGCCAGACCUCCACAGCAUCUUUAUGUCCCUUACUGGCCUUUAACAUUUCUUGUGCAGCAGUGAUUAUGGCAUAAGAAAUCAUUGGUCGCUUGUUGUAGUGAUUUGGAGCAAGAAACCUUAUUGUAUGAAGGAAGCCUUCCUUGCUUAUGUGUACAGUCUGCAAAAUAGUGUAACACGAACACAGAUACCAAAGCCACCGUCCAUAUAAUACAUUCAUUCAAUUUACUUUUAUUUUUCGUAAUGCUAUCUGUGUUUAUGAUCCAUAAUAUUGAUGGAUCUUUUAUGUGAAAAUAAGAAUGUUAAGGUCAUAGGUUAUGAUCUUAAUAUACCAUUGACCAACCAUCAUAUAAACAUAAACAUGUUUUGGCAUAAACAUGUUUUAAAACCAUAUCUUUGCUGGCCGAAAUGAGGUUGGGAAUCUGACAAGUGACAGUGGUUUGUCUAAUAUUCUAUGAGGGAGCCCAAUUUAAAAAAAAAAAAAAAAAAAUGAAUUCUUAUUUGUACUAGCUGUAUAGUAAUUAUCUCUCACAUUACAAAUAAUUAAACAAUUUCUCUUAAAGCUAAUUGACUUCUCUUUUUCUAGAUGCUCAACCUACUGAAGGAGAAAGGGAGGUGUGGAACCAGGUCAAUGCAGUUUUGCAGGAGUCCGAAAGUAUUCUUUACGAUCUCCAGGCUUACAAAGGCGCUGGACAAGAAAUAAGAGAUGUAUGCCUUACGUAACCAGUCAAAAUGAAAAUCUAAAUAUCACAGUGUGAAAGUCUUCAUAUCAAAUCAAUGUUUAUGUACAAACCUAGUUAUACGUGUAAUGGUGAUAGCAGUGAAACGCCCUCUACUUUUAAAACGUAUAAAGCACAUUGUAGCACAUUCAAUACAGAAAAAAUGGUAUUUUUUGCGUGUGUGUGCCAUUUCAUUAUUAUGAAAUAAUAAAAGCGCCUACAAAUUAUGCAACGCUGCUCAUUCGGUCAAAAUCACUGAGCAAUUGUAGCGCCCCUUGUGUUCUUUCCCCACCCCCUCCCCUGUCCCAGUGUUCCCCCCUCCCCUGUCCCAGUGUUUCCCCCUCCCCUGUCCCAGUGUUUCCCCUCCUCCCCUGUCCCGGUGUCCCAGUGCCUCCCCUGUCCCUGUUUCCCUCCCCUCCCGGUGUUUCUCCCCCUGUCCCGUGUUUCCUCCCUCCCUGUCCCGUCCCGUGCCUCCCCUGUCCCGUGUUUCCCUCCCCCCUGCCUCCCUCCCUUCCCAGUGUUUCCCCUUCCCCUUUCCCAGUGUUUCUCCUUCCCUUCCUUUUCCUGGUGUUUCUCCCCCUUUUCUCCCGUAGUUUUCCCCUUCCCGGUAAGCCUUCCUUCCCAGUGUUUCCUUCCCCUUUCCCAGUGUUUCCCCUCUUUCCCUUCCCUUUCCCAGUGUUUCUCUUCCCCUUUCCCAGUGUUCCCUUCCCUUUCCCCCAGUGUUUCUCUCCCUUUCCCCCUUCCCCCCUUUCCCAGUGUUUCCUUCCCUGUCCCAGUGUUUCCCUUCCCUCCCUGUGUUUCCUUCCCUGUCCCAGUAAGCUUCCUUCCCUGUCCCAGUGUUUCCCCGCCCCAGUGUUUCCUCUCAUCCCAGUGUUUCCCCGGCCCCAGUGCUUUCCCCUGCCCCAGUGUUUCCCCCCCGCCCCAGUGUUUCCCCCGGCCCCAGUGUUUCCCCCGGCCCCAGUGUUUCCCCGCCCCAGUGCUUCCCCGCCCCAGUGCUUCCGCCCCGUGCUUCCGUCCCAGUGUUUCCCCGCCCCCAGUGUUUCCCCGCCCCAGUGUUUCCCCGGCCCCAGUGUUUCCCCGUCCCCAGUGCUUCCCCCUCGGCCCCAGUGUUCCCCCGCCCCAGUGUUAUCCCCCCCAAUCCCCUGUCCCAUGGUGUUAUCCCCCCAUCCCCUGUCCCAUGGUGUUAUCCCCUGUCCCAUGGUGAUAUCCCCCCCAUCCCCUGUCCCAUGGUGAUAUCCCCCCAUCCUGUCCCAUGGUGGUGAUAUCCCCCCAUCCCCUGUCCAUGGUGUGUUAUCCCCCAUCCCCUGUCCCAUGGUGUUAUCCCUCCCAUCCCCUGUCCCAUGGUGUUAUUGUAUUUUCUAAAGUCGCUCCUUCGUGUAAAAUGUUCUGAAAACCUCUGGGUUAAAACGAGACAUGGUUGAUGUAUGCUUGUUUUAUUACUCCAGAAUAUGUAGCUUAAUUAUUUAAAUUGAAAUAAUCAUGUAUAAUACCUGUGUGUACUUUGCAGGCUAUACAGAAUCCAAAUGGAAUGCAACUCCAGGAAAAGGCAUGGAAUUCAGUAUGCCCGCUAGUAGUGAGACUGAAAAGAUUUUAUGAAUUUUCCUUAAGACUUGGUAAGUUAUUGGACACGCUACCUCUCCCCUUCACACGCACACACUAUAGCACGUAUAUAAGAAAUUACUCACAGGAGUGCACAGAAAAACCUAGCAAAGCAUCAACAUAAUACAUUCAAAGUAGCAAAGCUACAAUCAUUGUCAGGCAGAUUUUGCCAGUAGUUUUUCAGAAACUGCCAUGUUUAUAUUUCAGGGUUAAGUCUGCCUCCAGUGGAUGUCAUACUAAAAGACACUUUGGGCACUUCUGCUGAAUUGACCAAUUAAAAAGGUUACAUGACAUGGAGGCACUCAUUGGAAAGCAUUGAAUCAAUGCUUGCCUAUCGGGAAGCUUAAAUAUUAAUGUGGCUCUCGCAGAGCUUGUAAAUUAGGGCCCCAGUGCUCCUCAAUCAGAAGCAUUGGGUUGGACCACCCUGGAAAAGUUGUGACUUCACGGACCGCAGACGGAAUCUACAGAAAAAUAUGUACAAAUUGUGUAAACAAAAACAAAUUCUUCCUGAAAAGAGUGUAAAUGCCAUAAAUCAUCAAUACAAUUGCUUUCAUUAAUUGCUGCUUAGCAGUAUGUGUCGGCUAAGAAAGAGGUCAUUUUAGGUUUUUAUGCAAGGUUUAAGAGCAUUACCAGGCGACCAACAGGAGUUUCAAAGAAGCAAAGUAAUUGGUUCCUGAAUUCCAGUUAGUCACAAUUGCAAUUGAUCAUGGUAAACCUAAUAGAGAAGACACUGAGUUGUUUAAACAAAGAUAUGUUAUAAGAUCGUAGAUGAUAGAACACAAUGUUUAUUAUUUUAUGGUUUUGAACAUACUCAAAUAUGACAGCCCGUGGACAAAAGUGCAUUAACGCCAGCAUUAGGCUUAGGGUCGAACUAAUCAAAUUCCUUUUAUUGUACGCCCGAAUAAAUCAAUCCAUCCUGGAUUUACCUUGUGGAAUCUUAUUCGUUGAAGACAACUCCACAGGUAAAUCCAAGACACAUCGAUUUGUUCUGUUGUAGAGUAAAAAUAAUUGAAUUUGUUCAGUACUAAUCAGUAUUAGCAAGAUGUCAGCAAUAGAGGCAGACACACGUAGUUAACAAGGAAUUAAACCAGCAUAUACGUGUGGCAUAUAUACCUUAUGUGAUGUUAAAGCCACAGCACCGUAUAUAAAAAUGGCGCACCCGUCCAUCCAGUUGAACUUAAAGGAACGCUAUAGUCACCUAAAUUACUUUAGCUAAAUAAAGCAGUUUUAGUGUAUAGAUCAUUCCCCUGCAAUUUCACUGCUCUAUUCAUUGUCAUUUAGGAGUUAAAUCACUUUUUUGCUGUUUAUGCAGCCCUAGCCACACCUCCCCUGGCUAUGAUUGACAGAGCCUGCAUGAAAAAGAAAAAAUUGGUUUCACUUUCAAACAGAUGUAAUUUACCUUAAAUAAUUGUAUCUCAAUCUCUAAAUUGAACUUUAAUCACAUACAGGAGGCUCUUGCAGGGUCUAGCAAGCUAUUAACAUAGCCGUGGAUAAGAAAAUCUAAAUUAAACAGAACUUGCAAUAAAGAAAGCCUAAAUAGGGCUCUCUUUACAGGAAGUGUUUAUAGAAGGCUGUGCAAGUCACAUGCAGGGAGGUGUGACUAGGGUUCAUAAACAAAGGGAUUUAACUCCUAAAUGGCAGAGGAUUGAGCAGUAAGGCUGCAGGGGCAUGUUCUAUACACCAAAACUGCUCCAUUAAGCUAAAGUUGUUCAGGUGACUAUAGUGUCCCUGUAACUGUUAAUAUACAGCUGUAGCAUAAAACCAGUGCUAAGCCGAGAGCAAAAUACUGUAUUGCUCUGAUUGGUCUUUCCUUUAUUUAUUCAUUUUCUCCUGUUAUAUUUUUCAUUCUAGAGAAAGCUUUGCAGAGCUUACUGGAAUCUUUAACCUGCCCGCCAUAUACUCCUACACAACAUCUAGAGCGAGAACAGGCUCUUGCUAAAGAGUUUGCUGAAAUUCUGCAUUUUACUCUACGUUUUGAUGAACUGAAGGUAUUAAGAAACAUGUACCCGGGUAUUACAGAAUACAUGAUGCAAUUUGGAAUCGAAUUAUUCCAUCAUUUUAUUUGUGUUUGCAGAUGAGAAACCCAGCAAUUCAGAACGACUUUAGUUAUUACAGGCGGACAAUAAGUCGUAACAGAAUAAACAACAUGCAUGUGAGUAUGUGGCUCAAGUCUUCCCAGUUAUUACUUUUUCUUUUUCUUUUUUUUUAAAGCAAUGAGUUAGGUUUCAGAGAUUAAAGGCAUAGGAAAUAUUUGAAUAGACUAUAAAAAGCUCUCUGUAUAGUCGUGGUUACUGGGAAAAGGUCACCUUGUGUGUCAUAUAAUUGUAUAAUGAAUUGCCUGUUGAAAGUGAAAGGCCAAGAAGUUUGUGAAAUAAACCAAAUGAAGUCUUUCUGGAAAACUGGAGACAAUCUGAGCACAUUUCAUUUCCUGGGUUUCACCUUACACUUUCAAAGUCUGUAGGAAUUCAACCGUUGGUCUACUUUACUCCAUCUUUUACUUAACAUAACUGUCAGUGAUGUUUACGGUAUGUGUAGAGCGUAAAACAAAAAAGUAAAAAAACCUAUACAUUGUGAAAGUGCAGUUGCAAGCAACCAUGCAGAUGAACUUAAAAAUGUUAGUUUGGCAUUGAUAUUUUUCAGCAAAUGAAUAACGACAUUCUAAUUUACCUCUUUGCGUUCAUAUGGAUAAUGCAGUUAUGAGAAAAGUGUUUGAGGUCUAUGACUGCUUGGAAAUUCUCGUCUUUUUUACAUUAAGCUUUUUCCUAUUUUGCUGCUUCAGUAAUGUGCUAAUUACCCAGGAUCCCCACUGUCUGCACCAUGCUGAGUGGUCCGUUGCCAACAUAUUACUAUAAUUAGUAACUAAACUUCGAUUAUAUCACAAAAAGGUCUGAAAAUGACCGUUUUUUUUUGUUUUUUUUCAGUGCCUCAUGUCUUGUAGAUAAGUGCUUCAAAAAUCUUUUCAGAAAGCAUAGAAACCUGCCAAUUAUGCACUUGAAAAUAACUGAUUGCUAGCAAAAUCGGUACUCUCCAUACAAAGUAUUAAAUAGAACAGAGUAUGCGAGAGCAAAGUCACUCACAUAUUUUGUGCGAUAGAUGCUUGUAAAAUGUGAUGUCAGUGCAUGUUUUCCCGGCUGUUUCAACAGCCUUCAGCUGUUCAUUCCUUGUUUGAAAUUAAAAGCUGAAGGUUGCUUACUUGGUUUUUCUGCAUAAUUUGUUUGCAAAAAUUUAGAUUUUUUUUAUUUUAUUUUUUUUAAGGAAAUCUUUAAAAUGUAUGUAAGUUGCCUAAAUGGUUAGUGUUCGUUUGCCUAACCUUUCUUAUUUAGUAGUCUCCCAGUGAUAUCAGUAUAAACGUCUCGACUGUGUGAUCUGUGUUUAUAGGAUAAGAUCAAUACUGCUGUAGAAAGUUAGGUAUACACCAAGUUGUUGUUGAUUUUUAUUUAUAUCGAUUUAAGAAUCCAAUAUAUGCAAAAAUAAAUAAUGAAAAUAAUCCUAUUUAAAGUCCCAGCAUUCACUGCAUAUUCCCAGGCUAUACAGUACCUGCUGUGAGCACUCACCAAACCAGGAAAAGGUUCUGCUAACUGCGAAGUUCAUUUAAAAUAACUUUAUGUAAAUUUAAUCAUUUAGAACUUAAUUUUUAUUUUGUCUUGAUCAUGAACAAAUACUUGGCAAAAUAGCAUUUUGUUAACUAGAAGCACUAGGUAAAUGAACCCUCACCUUGCAAAAUAUAAGCUUCACUUCCUUACUAGUUUGAGUUUAAAAAACUCUUGCUUUCCUAUGGGGAUUUCAUGGACGUUUGUCCUCCUGCAGUGCCUCUAGUGGUUGUCUAAUUGAUAGCCACUAGAAGCAGUCUUAGUCCUGCAAUGUAAUUAUUGCAGUUCCUCAGAACCUGCAAUAAGUAACAUUACAGGGUUAAGGGGACAGGGUCACUGCACCCACACCACUUCAAUGAGCUGAAGUGGUCCCUUUAAUGCCAAACUCUUUCAACUUUUUGAAGAAAAAAAUAAAUAAAAGACAAAGCGUUUAACCCCUUAACAACGAGUGACGGACAAGGUCCAUCACUCAGGGGAUUGCCAUAACGACGAGUGAUGGACCUCGUCAGUCACCUGUUAAAAUUAACGCGAACGCGGGGUUAAUGGUUCUCCGGUCUGAUAGUGCUGCUCCAUGUCAGAGCGAGCACAUGUGCUUAGUAUACUUACCUUCCGCCUCCCUGCACUUCCUGGUUCUGUGUGAAGUGCAGGGAGCUCGAACAGUGCUGAUCCUGCCCCCUGUUAAAAAAUAAAAAUAAAGUUUAUUUAAAAUCCCACCCCCUUUUACUAAUUUUAAUUAAAAAUUAACCCCUUCCCUGCCAAUUGAUCACUGACUACAGUGAUCAAUUGGCAGGGAUUACAUUUUACUGUCAUCUGAUUUUUUUUUUUUAACCCCUCAGGGGUUAAAUUUAUUUAAUUUAAAUAUUUUUAAAUUAUAUAUUUAGCUAGCUGGGGUGGGUGGAAGUUAGUGGGGAAUUGGGGGAUUUUGUGUUAGGAUAACUAGGGGUUAACGUUAAAAGUUUUUAAAUAAACUUUACAAAGUUAAAAAUUAAGCUAAAAAAAAGUUGUAAUAACGUUAAAAUAAAAAAAACACCCCGCUUUACCCAGUCCAAAUAAAAAUUAACCCCUUCCCUGCCAGUCGAUCACUGCCUACAGUGAUCAAAAUACAGAUCACAGUAUUAUGCUGUGAUCUAAUCUUUUUUAACCCCUGAAGAAUUAACUUUUAUUUAUUUUUUAACCCUCAGGGGUUCAAUUUAAUUAAUUUAAAUAUUUUAUAAUUAUAUAUUUUGCUAGAUGGGGUGGGUGGGAGUUAUGGGAAAAUGGGGAAUUUACUGUUAGUGCUGCUUACUGCUAGUUAGCGGUUAUCGGUAAAAAAAAAACGUAGAAAAAUGUAAAAUCUGUAAAAAAAAAAAAAUAAAAAAAAAUAAUUUUUUAGAAAGUUUAGGAAAGUUUUAAAAAAUUAAUAAGCGAAACAAAAGUUAAAAAAAUUGUUUUUAAAAGUAAAAAAGUUUAAAAAAGUAAACAAAUACCAUAUAUACUCGUGUAUAAGUCGAUCUCCUGUAUAAGUCGAGGGCAGUUUUGUGACCAACAAUUGUGAAAUAUGCUAUGCCUCGUGGAUAAGUCGAGGGUAAAACUUGGGGCUAUGAAAUUCUGUGAUUUUAUACACACUCAUACAAACACACACUCAUAAACAAUCUGCAUUCUACACACACACACUCUGCAUUAUAUACGCACACACUCUGUGUGUAUAUAAUGUAGAGUGUGUGUGUGUGUGUUUGUAUGAGUGUGUGUUUGUGUGUAUGAGAACUGGGUGGAAGGAGGGCAUUUUUAUUAUUAAUUUUUUAUUUUAAUUUUUUUUAUUUUUUUUUAUUUGAAUAUUUAAGUUUUUUUUCUAUUUUAAUAUUUUAAGUUUUUUAUUUUAAUAGUUUUUAUUGUAUUUUUUUUUUUUGUAUUUAUUUUUAAUUUAAUUUAAUUUUCGUCCCCCCUCCCUGCUUGUUAGCUUGCCAGGGAGGGGGGCUCUCACUCCCUGGUGGUCCAGUGGAUGGGCUGUGUAGGAGGGGGGCUGACAGUGAGCAGUUACUUACCUUUCCUGUGGCUCCUGUCAGCUCCCUUCUCCUCCGUGCAGCUCUUCUGUCAGCUCCCACUGUAAGUCUCGCGAGAACCGCGGUGACCCUGCGGCUCUCGCAAGACUUUCAGUGGGAGCUGUCAGAAGAGCUGCACGGAGGAGAAGGCAGCUGACAGGAGCUGCAGGAAAGGUAAGUAACCGCUCACUGUCAGCCCCCAACAGGACCGCCGGGCUUGUAAUGAGCCCGGCGGUCCUUGUCUGUAUUAUGGCAAUGUAUGUUGCCAUAAUACAGACAUUAACUCGAGUAUAAGUCGAGUGGGGGUUUUUCAGCACAAAAAAUGUGCUGAAAAACUCGACUUAUACUCGAGUAUAUACGGUAAAUUUAAAAAUGCUCAUUACCACUACACCUGGAACAAACUAGAGAAAAAAUUAUCCCACGCUAAGGUUCAAAAAAUGCCUUUUGAAUUACCCCAGGGUGUAUUCUUUAAUAAAUAGCAUGUGUUUGUGGGGAAGUUUCAAUAACCAACCAUCUAAACUACUCCAAAUUGGAACAUGGACACCGCGUAAAACUUCAAAGUUAGAAAAAAACUAAAUGGCUGCGUCUCAAAUGUGCCCCUUUAACAUCCACAUAUACCUGGCACAGGUACAUAUGGGGGUAUUGCUGUACUCAGAUGACAUAGCUGAGCAACAUAUGAAGUAUUAUACAGUCGUAGCACACAUAAGGUUUGCAAAAUAUACUGUGCAAACUCACUUUGUGUGUCAAAAAGGCAGAAAAAAAAUGCUUAUUACCACUACACUUGGUACAAGCUAGCAGAAAAAUGAUCCCAUGCUAAGGUUCAAAAUAUGCCUUUUGAAAUACCCUGGGGUGUCUUCUUUAAGAAAUGGUAUGGCUUUAUGGGGUAUUUGGAUUAUAUAGCCUGGUAAAAUACUCUAUAAUGGGACAUGGGCACAGCGUAAAAAUGUAAAGUUUGAAAAAAACUGCAAUGGCUGUGUCCCAAAUGUGCCCCUCCUAUGUCCACAUAUACCUGGCAAAGGUACAUACUGGGGUAUUGCUGUACUCAGCCGACAUAGCUGAGCAACAUAUUAAGUAUUAUACACUGGUAGCACACAUAAUGUUUGCAAAAUAUACUGUGCAAACUCACUUUGUGUGUCAAAAAGGCAGAAAAAAACGCUUAUUACCACUACACUUGGUACAAGCUAGCGGAAAAAUGAUCCCACGCUAAGGUUCAAAAUAUACCUUUUGAAAUACCCUGGGGUGUCCACUUUAAGAAAUGGUAGGCCUUUGUGGGGUAGUUUGAAUUUAAACCCUGCUAAGAUGCUUGGAAAUUGCACAUAGGCCCAGCGUCAAAAUUCGAAGUUCGGUAAAGGCUUGGUAUCCUAUAUGGCACUGUAGCUUCACGAAAUAGUGCCAAAGACAUUCAUUGGCGGUGUCUUUUUACUCAGAAGACUUAGCCGAGCAUAAUUUGGGGGGUUUGAACUUAUUGGCAAAUGUGAAAUAUACAAAAUGCCCAGCAAAAAUGCAAUCCAUGUGUAAAAAAAAUGCACAAAAUUAUUUUUUAUCACAUACUUUAGCAUAUAUUGGUGAACAAAUGGGGGCAUGUUAAGGCACAAUAUGCACCUUAUGGGAUACCCUGGAGAGUCUACUUUUACAAAUGGUAGGCCUUUGUAGGUUUUUUUGAACAGUUAAACUGGUAUAAUACCCAAAAAAGGAGCAUAGGCUCAUUAAAUCCAUCUCUCAAAAUUCUACUGUGAAUACUGAAAAGGACAGGUCUCCUAUAUGGCACUGUACCUUCACGAAAUAGUGCCAAAGACGUACAAUGGGGGUGUCAUUUUACUCAGCAUAUGUAACUGAACACAAAAUAAAACUUUGUACAGGAAUAGCACACACCAACUUUAUAAAAUACACAUGAGAAUUUCUUUGUUAUAAGUUUGUGUGCCAAAAACCAAAAAAAACACAAUUUUACUCCAAUAUUUAGCAGAGGUUGGCGGUGAAAUGGCUACGUAGAAAGUGUCAAAACAACACUAGGUAAAUAGCCUGUGAUGUCUACUUUAUGUAAAUAUAUACUUUUGUGUGGCAAUUUUGUUUUCUUUUAUGGCUAUUAAGCUUAUAAGACAAACAUACCAAAUUCUAACAUUGCUCCACAUUAAAAGUUUAUUUUACUCCUUGUGCUUUGUGACCUGUAACUACCAAAAAAAACUUAAAAUCCCAGAUACAUUAUAUAUUCUGUAAAUCAGAACUAAAUUAAUUUAUUUUUAAUUACUUUCCUUAACGUGCACUAAUUAUGCACACAUUAUUGCAAAAACUGUGGAAAAAAAAAAAUAUAUAUUUUUUUUGAAUUUUUCUGUCUUUUUUUAUAAUAAAUAAGCAUUUAUAUAUAUGUCGUACAUCAAAUUAAAGCCCUUUUUUGUCCUUUAAAAAAACGGUAUAUAAUAUGUGUCGGUGCAAGAAAUUAGUAAAAUGCAAAUUGCAGUUGAACGCAAACAGCAAAAAAUGAAAAAAAAUGCUGUUGUCAUUAAGUGAAAGACAAGCUUCUGAAGCUCUGUCCUUAAAGGACCACUAUAUUCUAUCACAUUGGGAAUGUUCAACCCCCGCCGGCGCCUGGUACGCCACAUCUAUGUAAUGGCCCAAAACCCUCAUGAGCGGCUACAGAGCCACGUAAUAUUACACUUUUUACACAUAUAAGAACAACUAACGUGAGACACAGACUAGUAUGUCCUAUGUCUUCUGUUUUAUAUAUACACUUCUUAAAUCUUGCACCCACCUGAGAGGGUGCACCAAGAUUGUCUCAUAUAUAUUACUACUUAAUGUCAUGUUUAAUCCUUAUUCUUAUGCAUUGGAUGACUGUAUAUUACUAUUCAAACCAGUGGAGAUUUCUCCACAACAAAAAUAAAGAAUUAAAAAAAAAAAGGACCACUAUAGGCACCCAGACCACUUCAGCUUAAUGAAGUGGUCUGGGUGCCAGGUCCAGAUAGGAUUAACACUUUUUUUUUUUUUUUUUAUAAACAUAGCAGUUUCAGAGAAACUUAUAUGUUUACACUGAGGGUUAAUCCAGCCUCUAAAGCCUCUAGUGGCUGUCUCAUUGACAGCCGCUAGAGGCGCUUGCGUGCUUCUCACUGUGGAAAUCACAGUGAGAAGACACCAGCGUCCAUAGGAAAGCAUUAUGAAUGCUUUCCUAUGAGACUGGCUGAAUGCGCGUGCGGCUCCUGCUGUGCAUGCGCAUUCAGCCGAUGACGUCGCUAUGAAGGAGAGGAGGAGGAAAGCUCUCCGCCUGGCGCUGGAGAAAGGUAAGUGUUUAACCCCUUCCUCUCGCCAGAGCCCGGCGGGAGGAGGACCCUGAGGGUGGGGGCACCCUCAGGGCACUAUAGUGCCAGGAAAAAGAGUCCAUCUUGUCCUUCUGUGAGGAUUAUUCAUAUUGUGGCUAUGUGACCUUACCUUUUUAAAUUGCUUUUUUUUUUCUCCAAGGUUCACACUGUGUAGAAAACCCUGAUUUAAUUUUAUAUUCUAAAACCUAUAUAUUGCUUACUUGAAAAUGUAUUUGCUUGUGCUCCUUCCUAACACUAGAUUUCUUGUUUUUAAUAGUUAGAUAUUGAGAAUGAAGUAAACAAUGAAAUGGCCAAUCGAAUGUCCCUUUUUUACGCAGAAGCUACGCCAAUGUUAAAGACCCUUAGCAAUUCUACAACAAACUUUGUGUCUGAAGUGAGUUACUGAUAUCCUCUAUAGACAGAGUUCAUUUCAAUACUUUUUUUUAUUUUUUUUUUCUUCCUCAAAGAAACUGUAAUAAAAUAUAUAUUUUUGUGUUUUCAACCCCUGUAGAAUAAAACGUUACCCAUCGAAAAUACCACCGAUUGCUUGAGUACAAUGGCCAGUGUAUGUAAAGUAAUGCUGGAAACUCCGUAAGUUUAUUUUUGCAUGUACGUAUUUUGUUUGUUUGAGAUAUUAAAUUAUAAAAAAAAAAAAAAAAAGGAUCUGGCACUUGAGGAAGACUAUACAGUUAAAUUGCCCAAUGCAUCAUUUUCAGACCGUACAUCACGAACAACCGCUGCGUUCUGGAAUUGUGUGCAGAAAAAAAAGUAUACUGUUGAAUUUAUUUGAUCAUCCUCUUUAUUUCUUAUUUUUUUUAUGUAAUACAAGGUUUUUAGUUUUUCAUAAAUGGGGAAUACGACGAUUAGUCUUUGAUCCAGUGAUUGUUUUCCCUGCUGGAGUAGUCACAAUGCCAGUGUGAACCAACUUGGAUACCAAGUAAAGUCAACCUUUUAGUAUUUUUACAAAAAGCAUAUUUCAGAGUCUUGCCGUUACAUACAGACAAUGACUGUUAUCCCGUCUGGGAUGAAGUAUCCUGUGUUGAUUAUCCAGUUGAUAUCUAUAGUUAGACUGGAUGGAAAGCUUCAGCAGGCAGGAAUUCCAUGUGGCAGUUUUCUAAACAUUUAGGAGACAUUAUUUUUAGUGUAUAACGCUAGUGCCAUCUUUGAUCUAUUACAUAAAUUAUUAACCCUAGGUUUUCCCUCCCAUGUGAAAUGUUUCUUAAUGGGAUAGAUCAGAAAUGCAUUUUAUUCAGUGAGGGUGACAGAAGUGAUAUUUUAGAACAGCUGAAAUAUUAGAUUAUAUUUGUUUCACUGCAUCAGAACUGACCAGGAAUAUUAUGUAGAUUGUAUCUGUUUAACAUGUCAGGAGGUCCCCGGUUUGUAAGCUGUUUUAAAAUGAAUAAUUUGUAUUUUGUUUGGUUUUUAAUUGGCAGAGAAUACAGAAGUCGGUUUACAAGUGAAGACACUCUCAUGUUCUGUAUGAGAGUAAUGGUUGGUGUCAUCAUACUUUAUGACCAUGUGCAUCCAGUUGGUGCUUUCUGCAAGACAUCAAAGAUUGAUGUAAGAAGAAAAUUCAGUUGAUUUUGAAGUACAAGUGUCUGUUUACAGAAUACAAAGUUUGGAAUAUACGUAACGUGCCAAAAUAAAAAAAUUGAAAUGGACACUAUAGUCACCAAAAUACUUUUGCUUAAUAAAGCAAAUGUUGUGUAUAGAUCAUGCCUCUGAGGUUUUACUGCUCAAUUCACUGCCAUUUAAGAGUUAAAUCACUUUCUUUCUAUUCAUGCAGCCUUAGCUACACCUCCUCUGGCUGUGACUGACACAGCCUGCAUUUAAAAAAAUGGGUUUCAUUUUCAAUCGGAUGUAACUUACUUUAAAAGUUUUUAUCUCCUGCUCUGUAAUUUGUACUUGAAUUACAGGAUGGAGGAUCCUUCAGGGUCUUGCAAGUUAUUAACAGAACAGGAGGAAAGAACUUCUCAAUUAAACAGAAUUUUCGAUAAAGGAAGUGUAAAAGAAUCACUCUACAGGAAGUGUUUAGGAAGGCUGUGCAAGUCACAUGCAAGAAGGUGUGACUAGGGCUGUAUAAACAAAGUGAAUAAACUCGUAAAUGGCAGAUACUUGAGCAGUGAGACUGCAGGGGCAUGAUCUAUACACCAAAACUUUCAUUAAGCUAAAGUUGUUUUGAUGACUAGUGUGUCCCUUUAAUUUCCUCUCCCCGGUAAUAUUCAUUUAAAUAUUUAUAUUGGAUUGUGAUCCAUUUAAUGCAUUGCGUACUAGGAGGACAUAAAUAUAUUUAAAUCUUCCAUUAUCUAUAUAUCAUAAAUGGGACCAUGCACGGGAAAGUUAACGAAAGAGGCGUAUGAUGGGGGGGUAGUUAUUUUGUCUAUUACUGAGCCAAAUCAUGAAUGGCUCCAAGACCAAUAGAUCUUUCACUUGGAGACUUGUUUCGCCUAACCUAGCUCAUAUCAACAUUUAUUGAAUGGUUUUAAAUUUGAAGGUAAAUAUACUACAGUGCACAUGGAUAUAAUGUGGGGGGGAGGGGGACGUUGCUUGGUUUUCUGUGAUUUUAUUUUAAUUUUCCCCUUGAAUUUUUACUUGAAUUGUUUUAAAAAGAAAAGACACAUACUUUUUAUGUAAAUAUUCAGUUGUUUUGUAUUUGCCUUGUGUGUAGUAAAACUAUUUAUUCCUUUACCUGUUUUACAAACACUGCAUGUCACCUUAAAUAACAUUAUUAUUUCUUAUAGAUGAAGGGCUGCAUAAAGGUUUUGAAGGAGCAACCCCCUGAUAGUGUGGAAGGACUUCUAAAUGCGCUCAGGUACCGUACUGUCCAAAGGCAUAUUGCCCUGAAAUACUGUUAGCCCAUACGUACUGCAAAUCUGUGAUAUCAAAGUAACCUACUGAAAAAUGUUGCCCAUGACCAUAAACUGAAAAUUGAGUUUUAUUUUAAAAAUCUGAAGCACAUCUUCCUGUUUUGUAAGUUGUUUGGGAAUUUCAGCCUUAAAGUGGGCCUCAUUGGAACAUGGAGGUGUGUUUCUGUGUACAUGGCUAUGAAGAAGGAAAAAGCUCAAUAAAUUGAGGCCACAGAAAUAGAUUUUGAUGGAUUGUAUGUUUACGAGACCUCAUUAUAAAUUCUAAAUAAGGUUCUCUGAACAGGAGAAUUUUAUAUUAUAUUUACAUCUAUGGAAAUUGUUUUAAAAUGAUAGAACAGAUAUUGCAAACUAGAGGUGUUGUAAUCCUACGUGUUGAAAUGUAAUGAUGAAAUGAUUGAGGGGGGGGUGGAUGUAGGUCAAUAUUGUAAUGAGAGGAAUGGAGUAUUAGGUAUAGAGAGUGCAACAGCACUUAAAGGGACACUUCAGUUUUCCAAAAAGGGAGAAUUUUUCCAAGUAUAUGGUUUUUGGAAGAAAAAAACAUGGGCCUUCUCUCGUGCUUUGGCACUAACGCAAACAAGCAUGAAACUUGUAUAUUUGCAGCUGUGCAUUUCAUCAUUUUUGUUGCAGCUAAAUUUUUGUUGCUCCCCCUCCUGAUUCAGACAAUGUAAUUCUAAAUAUGGGUAAGCAUGUUACAUGGAAACAAUAUUGACAAUUGGCCACUCAUUGUUUGUUUAACCUUGCAGGUUUACCACAAAGCACCUGAACGAUGAGUCGACUUCGAAACAGAUCCGGGCUAUGCUUCAGUAAAAUCCUACAAGUGCAGAGGAUUCUUUUACUGACCUCAGAAGAUGUAUAUGUUUACAUAAUUUAAUACAGAUUUGAUGUUAAUACUUAUGUGUAUUUACAUAGCCAUUAUCUUCCUGUUACUGAAUAUAGACCCCUAUUCUUAUCUUUAAUCUGACUGAUCUAGCACAACUUGCAUUUACUGUCUGUCAUUAUAUUUGACUUGCAAAUUGAACACAUUGUUCCCCUUUUGAGUUUUUUUUGUUUUGUUUUUUUGUGGUCCUUUUUUUUUUUUACUUUUAACCAAAGUGCUUAAACCAUACUUUAAAAUAGUGUGAAUUGAUUGAUUGUAUCUGCUGUCGUGUUAUUUGUCAGUUUGUCAAACCAUGUUUAGGCACUUAUUCUUUAAAAUGUAUAAUUUUAUUGUUACAUUUCCAGUUUUCAGUCAGUGGCAUUAUAGCAGAGGUGUUAAACUUUGCUCCUCCCUGCUGUUGGACUGCAAUACCCAGGAUUCUCUUAUUUUUUUUUAUUUUUAUUUUUGAAUUAUGGGUGUUUUUGUGCUACAGCUGCCUGGCAAGGAGCAGUUGGGCACCCCCACAUUUAUAGUAUUAAGCAGCUUGCAGAAGACCAGAGUCCUAAAAUACACAUUCAUAAAACAAAUCUAGAAUCCAGAAGUUCUAGAGUUAAGCAUGCAGCUCCUAUCAUCACAGUACUGGCAUUUAUUUAUAUUCUAGUCUUGUAAUUAUUAUUUUAUUAGAUCCUGAUCCUCAAGGCCAAUUUCUUACCCUCCAUUUUUUUUUUUUUUUUUUUUUAAUAAAACAAAGGGAUUUUACCCAACUGACCACUAAACGGUCAGUGUGUGUUCUUGGGACUGUUGGUGGAUUUGUGGAUCAAUGCUGCUAAUCAAUUUUUUUUUUUUUUAUAUAUAUAUAUAAGAACGUCCUAUAUUUCAGAGGAUGCUUUAACCUUAUAUAAAGUAAAUUACAGAUCAGUUUAUCUAUUUAUUCUCCAUAUUGAAGUGUUUUUCUCUAUUGCUGCCCACUUUGCAUUACCAAAUAAAUCCAACGAUAGUUCUCCCAGGUAAUGCACAUUCAACAAAUGUGUGCAUAUACUGUAUAUAUUUUUAGAAUUUGGAUUUGCUGCUGCUGUGUCUAGAUGACCGUACUGCUGACAUGUUUGAAGUGUCUAUACCCUGCAUCAAGCAUUGCAUUCUAGAAACUAGCGCAUUGGCUCAAACCUGCUACUGUACUGCUGCAAAUAUUCAAAGAUUUUCUGAUCUUUUUAUUGUAAUUAAACUCUAGAGGCAUAUUGAAUGCAAAAUAGCAAACAAGACCUCCCAAUGUUGUCCUUGUCUAAAAAAAAAAAAAAAACUAUUUUAUUGAAGGAAAUUAGAUAUUUUGCUGUGAGAAGCCAUGCAACACAGCUGCUUUGACCAAAACAGAUUUUUUUUUUUUUUUUUCUGUCAAAGUUUCUUCAUAUAACAGUGUCCAUGAUUUUUUCAGCAUAUUUCUACAUGCUCUUUCAUACUCCUAUAGGAUCAUGUUUGGUUGUUUUUUUUUUUUUUAUUUUGUUUUUUUUUAUCAGUAGAAUGUAUACCAAAAACCUCAAGGUCUUUACUGUCCUGCCAACUGCCUGCAAAGCUUAGAUUUUUGUCAUCGUUCACACCCUUUUUCCUCCCUUCUUUCGCCUACCCCACCAAAAAAAAAUAGCUUUUUUUGUGAUGCCAGUUGGUUAAACAAGAGAUGACAAUGAAUUGUAUUACUACUGCAAUUAUUAAACUACUCCUCACAGCCGUAUAUAGCCAUGUUACGGUGUAUGUUUAACCACCCAAAAUGCAGAUUUAAAGCACACAUAAAUAAAAAUAUUUUAUGUAAGAAGUUUAUAAAAAGAUUAAAUGUAAAAUAAGAAUUUGUGAUAAAGCACAAAACCCUCUAACAUUUGGAUACUUGCUUUGCAAAGUAUUGCAAGCUUCUGAUCUGUAAGUGUUACACAUAUAAUUGGGGUAACAUGACUGAAUCUGACGAUUUUAUAAAGCUAAAAAUAAAGUAUAGCACAAUAUGCACAGCCUUUCCUCUCGCCCAGGAAAUGUAUAUUAAAUGUGAUGAUCAAAUUAUGAUCCAAAUUGUUUUAUACUGGAAUUAUUGCUGUAAUUGUGCAGAUCAAAUGUUUCUGCAAAUGUCUGUGCUCAUUUGGAACAUAAAACUGGAUCUUUGCUGACUAAUGCAAGAGCAAUCUUUUACUGGAGCAUUGCAUGAAAUUCCAUAAAUAAACUUAAGAGGGCAUUCUCUAACUCUCACAUACCACAGUGUUCAAUUAUUUUAUUUUUACCAAAUUCAAGAUGUGGGCAUAUAUUAAAACUGUCAAAAUGUAUUAAAGGGACUCUUAAAGCACAGAACAGUUUAUGCUUGUUGCGUAGGUUAUGGUUCAAGGAGAUCCUCCGUUCUUUUCUUCCUGCACUAGUGGCUUAGAACACCAGUACUUUGGAAAAACCAUUACAGUUGAAAAGCCGGACUCUCUUUCCUCUGUCAAUGGAAGAAUCUGCUCUCUUUAUGGUGUGCUCUCUCGGCAUGCAAAUGUGUCCCUACUUCAGCUUUAUGGCUCUCUGGCGCUUAAGCUGUGUCAAUUGGCAGCUCAGGUGAUGCUGUACUUAAUCCUAUUCAUAAAACUGUGAAUAGACUAAUAUCUGAUUGGGACUACUGCUGGUAGCUGAAAUCUAAACAUAAACUUCUGCUGGGCAGGGUUUUUUGGAAUCGUUGCAGGCCCCAUAGACCAGAAAGAGAGACCUGAUUGGCCCAGUUAUUUCCUUGUUUGGGAGGUUCUCUGGUUGCUGCUUGCCUGCAGUUCUCUUUCUGAUGUUGGCUGGGGGAAUUGACACUUCUAGACAGCGGUAGCUCUUCCCAGUGUCUAGAAGUGUCACGCAUAGGAAAUAUACUGAGACAAAGUCCCUCUUUUGUCUCCGUUUAACUUUUGACUUGGUUGGAAUUUCAGUGAAGUUCCAACACAGUUAAUAUGAAUAUUUCAUAAAUUGUUUGGGUUGAGGGUGACAGUGCCGCUUUAAAUUAGAAAAAAAAAUAUUUCACUUUGAAUUCUUUCUUUAGUGAAUAACCCUGGAUGUUUCAUAAGCAUUUUCUUCUAAAGAAGACAUGUUAUUUGCAUCCAUGUUGAUAGUAUCUCCAUAUUUAGUACUGAGUGUACUGGAUUGAAUGCCUCCUUGUAACAUUGUAUCCUCCGAAGGGGCAGACCGAGAGCAGGGCCAUCCGGAACGCAUAUGAUGAUGAUAUUGCAAAUUACAGAGAAAGUAAUUUACAAUCUAGCGUUCAAAAACAAAUAAUUAAGAAUUUCCUGAUUGAGAAUGACUGACUGCACUGGAUCUGCUAGUUCCAGGUGCAUUAUAUGGCGGCUUUUCAUCCAAUUCACUGCAGUAUCUCAGAUGGACAUGCUGCCCAUGCUUCCAGUAAAGUAUGGCGCCUUUUCAGGAUUUUAAAACAUCUAGAUACAUUUGUAUUUGUGAUACAAAGGUGCAGUUACGAUUUGACUGCAGCAGAUAGUGCACUGUGACUUAUUUGUCAUUUUUUUUGAAAAUUGCAGUAUAUUAUCAUGGUGUUACGGUUUCCUACCCUCACUCGUGCAUCUUAAUGUCUCUGUUGGAUGUGAGUAGGUGAUUGAGCAAUGCACUAUUAGUGCGGCAAACAGCAAGGCUAGAUGUACAAAUGUCGCUUGUAGUUUACAUUGAAUGUCCCAAAUAGAUUGUGGCUCAAUCACCUCCCUCUGUAACAUGACCUGGUGUGACAUGCUCACUACCUGGAUCCCAACAAUGACUAUGCAGGUUUGUGGUAUAUUAUUGUGAUCUUUUAGGUUACUAUUCUGAUCAGACUUGUCCAAUAUAAAUAGAAGUGACUACUGCUUUAAAUGUUAACAUACAGCAUUAACAAAGGGUGUGAAUCCACUUUAUUACAUAAUAAACAAUAUAUUUUACUUCUUUCUAAAAUAUAAAAAAAAUAAAAAAUGUAAAUGCCAUUUUUCCCAAAUUAAGUCAGAAAUACAAAGAUUAAAAAGAAAUCAAAUAAUUUUUUCACAGUUUGAUAAUAUUCACUAGGGUUAUUGUAAUGGAUUUUCCUG
Messenger RNA from Pelobates cultripes (western spadefoot toad), 67662 nucleotides. The record is from the annotation of a GenBank genome assembly. Lineage: Eukaryota; Metazoa; Chordata; Amphibia; Anura; Pelobatidae.